Molecule: messenger RNA, 54037 nt
Organism: Podarcis lilfordi (Lilford's wall lizard)
Lineage: Eukaryota; Metazoa; Chordata; Lepidosauria; Squamata; Lacertidae
Source: the annotation of a GenBank genome assembly
AGACAGGUGUGGGGCGCCGAGGUGUGUGCUGCGGGCCGAGCGCGCUCUUGCGCGCACGACCCCUCCCCACGCGCGCCGGCAGGAAAGUUCCGCUCGGCUCCCUCCCUGACAGCGCGCGAAAUCAUCGAUCAGGUUUGGGGACGGGGGAGGCGGAAAAACACACACACGCCGACCUGAACAGGCAGAGAGGAAAAACAGGAGCGUCAGAACAGGGAGGCGAGGGAACCGAGUAAGAGGCGGCGGCUGCCCUGGCGAGCCUCUCCGUCAAGGGAGCCUUCCCAAUCGGACCAAGUGGGAAUUGAUCAGGAAUUGAUCCUGCGCUCCGGACUGCCAUUCAAAUCGCGGGAGGUUUGCCUGCUGUAAACCCUCCUUCUUUCAGCGGGGUGGGGGAGAAGCCAGUCAGCUCCUGGAGGGAUUUCUUCUCCUCCUUCUUCUCUCUUUUGGCAAACAGGUGAUCUCUUUCUGCGUGCGAUUCUUUAUUCCCACCCCCUCCUCCCGCCGUCCCGUUUCGCCCCCAUCCCAAACCGUACACUUCUUUCCCUUCCCACCCCCCACCCCGGCUGGACUACUCCCUCCUUUGGAGAACACGCCCAAGUAGGCUGAAGAAGAGAGAGAGAGAGAGAGAGAGAGAGAGAGAGAGAGAGAGAUACACACACAGAGAGAUAGUAACAUUGAACCUGAGGAGAAAUCCUCCAGAGCUGCUGCGCGCUGCGAGAGGGAGAGAGAUUAUUGGAGCCUAUACAUGUGGUGGUGUGGGGUGUUCUCUCCCCCCACCUCUCCCCUUCUUCUCUUCCCCCAGCGCGCUCUAAAGUGUUACGUGUGACAGGCAUACAAAUCCGGGAUAGAGAAGGAGUGAAGGGAGAGAGAGAGAGAGAGAGAGACCCAGCGGAGAGGGCGAUGGUGAUUGUCUCUUGGGAUUUACAAACACCCACCUCUCGCUCCGGGUGGCUCCGAUCUCAGGAGGGCUGGACUGUUUUGUCUGCACUACUUUGACCUGGCGUUGCACUGUCUGAGGCACCGAGAAGUUAACCAGCGCGCAAAGAGUGUGAGGGAGGAAUUACUACUACUAUUAUUACUACUGCUGCUGCUGCUGCUUUUAUUAUUAUUAUUAUAAGGAAAAAAAUACAUAAUUUCGCAUGUUGAUCUGAAACCCAACAACCAACGAGGAAUAUGAACAGGAAAACCAGGCGCUGGAUAUUCCACAUCUUUCUGAGCCUAGGGAUUGUCUAUAUCAAAAUUGGGUAAGUCGCCGCCCCCCGUCUCUCCCCCCCCCCUUAAACGCAAACACAUCGUGCCAAACCUGCCCGGACCUGUUAGCAUUCAACUGGCGGGGGGGGGGGGGAAGGUUGUGUCUGCAAGCGGUUCUUCCCUUUUAUUUAAAGCCAGAGUAAGAAUAUGAUUUCUGCUGCUGUUGUUCCCACAUUAUAUUCUAAGUGUGUGGCUCGCGGGGGGGUGGGCGUGUUGGGGAGAGAGAAAACACUUGCUGUGGAUGUGCGAGAGGCAUGACCAGAAUGGCAAGAGGCGGCGGGGAGAUCUCCGCUGCUGCCGAGGGCUGGAUCUCCGCUGCCCGCUGAAAUCCAUCCAGGCUUUGCUUUCUAAUGCGCGGCGAGGAGCGCUUGAAUGAGCUCAGGCGAGACAGGCAGAGAGAGAGCGCGCGCUACCUGCUUCAGCCUCGCUCUUUUUUUGGGCAGACCCAGAGCAAAUUUAUUUAAAGUGUUUAUAUUUGGGGUGGGGGCUAAGGGUGAGUUGGCUAGGUUCAAAACCUCCGCCUGAUACCGGAUCGAUGGGUUACGUGGGGAAAGGAAGCAAAAGCGCUCUGCACAUGCUCGGCAGCACGAUAUCCUCCAGGGCUGGGAGACAAGUUCCAGAGCUAAGUUUGCGAACUUCGCCCGCGUUUUGGGAUUCCCUUGAGCUCCUAGGGCAAACUCCGGUCCCGCAAACUCUUUGUUCAGCCCUUUCUCGGGACCACUGGCCUGUGGCAUCGCAGACACCCCAACUCCUCCGUCAACACCACCGUCAGCGCAAAAAGUCGGCGCUGCCGCUGCUGCCCGCCGCUUGGUACCGCGCAGAAAGUGAUGCCUAGGAGGACGCGCGAUCCUAAGCAGAUGGACCUGCAGACGGGUCUCAUUCAUUACAUCGGAACUUGCUUCCGAAUGAUGAGGGCUCUUAGCGCGCAGGUUGACGCAGGGCAGUCGCCUUCCCCCAAUCCGGACAGCGCGCCUGAGAUAUGGUUUUUGUAUUCAAAGAACCACGGAAAUGACGUACAGUUCAGAUCUGGCUUGUGGAGCUGGUGAGAGUUAGCCCAUUAUUGGAUUCUCAGGUAGGUUUGGCCCUACUUGGAAACUAGUAGGUGCUUUAUACCCGUGAGUGUCUAACUGCACGUGAGUGCUCGCGUGCGCGCGCCAAGCUACACAUGACCAGGAUCCCCAACGCAGCGCUCACGGGCACUUUGCGAGAUGAUGUUGGAAGGCGUGUGCGAGCAAGGCCGCUCGGGUGGGGAGCUUAGUUUCUAGACAGAAACGCACCGUUUCAAACGGUGAAAGCUUCUUGAUCCCGAGUCUGUGCGCUUUAAUUUAUAUAUCAGGAAGUUGGAUUGCGCUCUGGGAAAAGCCCACGUGCUCCUCUUUAUCCCUGUUUAACACUCUUAUCUCCCGAGAUCUCGAUCUAAUUAUUGACCCAAAUCGCUCCUUUGACUCUUUUCACCCGCAGGCUCCCCGGGGGACUGCUGGGGCGGGCAAGGCAAGCCGAGCCGCGUCGGGCUUGUCUUGGCCACGGGCUGGUUGAGCAAAAUGAUGUUUUCGGUUCUGCUCGAGUAUGUGCCGCAACCUGCCAGUUGACAUUAGCAAACAGCACCCGGAAGGGUUGGAGCGAAAAUGCUACGUGAAAAUGCCUGGGAGAGAGAAAAGGGAGACGGGCACGUUCGCUCUGGUUCGACGCCCCUUACUUAACCCGUGUGUGUAUGUGUUGGUUUUGGGGGGCUGGAGGCGGAAGGAGAGGGAAUCGUACUAACCAAACUGCUAAGCGUUUAGCUUGGUGAAAAGUUAACACUGUGUAACAUCAGCUUCUGCCACGUUUCGAAGGGCAGAUCAGGGGCGGAAGAGGGCUUUAAAGGCAUCCAUGUAGUACUUAGAAGCUGAAAAGACCUGCCACAUCUAGCUCCUUCAGAAGGCGUGUUUAAACGAUCGACUGUGACCCGGACCUGGUGCUGCUGCCAGCUCCUUCCAGCCUCCACCUUCUCUCUCUCCUUUUCUCGUCCUAGGGGCUUCUCCUCCGUCGUGGCUCUGGGGGCCAGCAUCAUCUGCAACAAGAUCCCGGGCCUAGCUCCUCGGCAGAGGGCGAUCUGUCAGAGCAGGCCCGAUGCCAUCAUAGUGAUCGGAGAAGGCUCCCAAAUGGGCAUCAACGAGUGCCAGUUUCAGUUUCGCAAUGGACGGUGGAAUUGCUCUGCCCUGGGCGAGAGGACGGUUUUUGGAAAAGAGCUGAAAGUGGGUAUGUUACCGCUUUACUAUAAAAGCUGUGGCAAGGUGGAGCCUCGAGUCCACCGAAGAGUUACCAAAAGAAAUGUGUGUGAUAGGCAAAGGGUGUGAUGGCAUCUGCAGGAGGCUGCUUAGGAGAACUGUGAUAUGCAAAGCCCUGAUGUAUACUCAUCCUUACUAGGUAUAUAGCCGUUACUCCACUCAUAGGCCUACUCCCCUGUGGGAGGCAGUAUGCCUCUGCCUACCAGUUGCUGGGAAUCACAAGUGGGGAGAGAGAGUACUGUUACACUCAGGUCCUGCUUGCAGAGGUGGAUUUAGGGGAACGCGGCCGGUUCGCUUGCACCGGGUGUGGAGCUUCUGGGGCGCCCCAGGGGCUGCCACAACUAUGAUUUAGAAUGGAGCAUGAGAGGCGGGGAGGGGCACUGAAUUUUGGUGUCGCUGAAAUCUAGAGACCCCAAGGUCCACCACUGCUGCUGGAAGGCUUCUCAUAUGCCUUUGGUUGGCCACAAUGAGAACAGGAUGUCAGAGAGCAGUGGAUUGCAUGUUGGGGCAAUGCCAAAUACUUGACCUCUAGUCAGCUGCAUCACUGCUGUUUACUGGGUGGUAGAGGGCAAGGUAGUGGUGAGGUCAGCAGGGUGCAAAUGGAGCAGCAGAGCCAAUCCAGCCCUCCUAUUGGUGCAUUUGCAUUUGCAUUUGCACUGCACCAAACUCCCUGCCGUCUUGCCCCUCCCGCUCUAACUCCCAGUAAGCAGCAGCGAGUGACCUACUGGAGGUCAGGUGAGUAAUAGCACCUCACCCCACUGUCUGUCUGUGGUUGUUGGAUUAUAUAAAACUCUGGCCUGAUCCAGUGGGGCUUUCGUUAUGUUUUUAUGUUAUCCACGCCCCCCCCCAACCCGCACACAUACCACAACUGUUUCUACUGUAAGGCUGCAACCCUCAAUACACUUCCUAAGAAAUGUCUAAUUGAACUCCAGAUUUAUUUAGGAUUGGGUUUCAAGUCUAAACCCAGUUACUAGGGAAUAGGUUUCCCUGGACUCAGUGGGGCUUACUUCUGAGUUAAGAUGCCCAACAGCAUGCUAUUUAGGCCUUUCAACCCAUAGAGAUGGUUUCCAGUGUGUGUCUAGGUUUUACAAUCAUGUUUCAGAGCAGUUUAAGGUGGCGGUAGGAAAGGUGUAAGCUCUGGAUGUGGAAACGCAAGAAAACACUCUUGCACAUGGCCUGUCAGAGAGCCUCCCAUGCACUACUGUAUAUGGGAGAAUGUUGAUGAAAUGUGGGGGAUAACCCUUUUAAAAUCAAAUGUUCAUUCUAGCCAAUACAGCUUUUACAUUUGCAUUACCAAAACUGGUUUCAGACUGAGGUGUGGAAAUGCUCAAACCCUGUGAUCAUGUAAAGUGGAUUAACUGCUUUUUGACAUUCUUUAAAUCAGGAGGCAAGGUGGUUAAAGGGUGACAAAAGUGUGGAUUGUCUUGGCAGAACUGAUUUUGGUCUAAUUAGCACAUUGUACAGUAGUGUGGUCUAAGACAGGUCCUACACAUCUGAGAAGCUCACUUAGCUUCUUAACUAUUCUACUUUUCUAGGUUUACAAAGACAUCUGUUCCUAUUCUUUAAACUCAGAAGUCUUAGAGAUUAGCAUUUGAUGGUGACUAGGAAUGGUGUCUUCUGUGGCAGUGAUUCCUGAACCAUGGUUCAGCAGUCUGGACCCACCAGUGAGCUGUGGAAACCAUAGCUGUCAACGUUUCCCUUUUUAAAAGAGAAAUUCCCUUAUUCUGAAUAGGAUUCCUCGCAAGAAAAGAGAAAAGUUGACAGCUAUGGUGGAAACAUGGUAUGUGGGCUCACUGUAUCUGGAAUGGGUUAUGUUUCCAGGGUGUCAAAACUAGGUUCAGGUCAGAUUAUUAGAGCUUCACUGUUAUAUUUAGGCUUGGAAUAAAGGGGAAGAGCCUAGAUAAUCACAAUUUGGGAACCAUAGUGUGUGGCUUAAAAAACACAGAGCCACUGCCAUUGUUUUUAAUCAAUGAAUGGCAAUAAUAAUAUCGUCACUGAUGAUGGAUUACAUCAGUUUCCCUGCAGUUAUGGUUUUUUCCUUACUGAUUUUUACAUAUUGAAUCAUAGAACUGUAGAGUUGGAAGGGACCACGAGGGUCAUCUAGUCCUACCCCCUGCAAUGCAGGGAACUUUGUUCCCAAUGUGGGGCUUGAACCCACGACCCUGAGAUUAAGAAUCUCAUGCUCUACUGACUGAGCUAUCCAGAAAUGUGAACUAGAUCAGAAUGAUAUAGACAUUCCAUGCUGAACUCUCAGAUAUGGGGUAUCUGUGUUUUAUUGUUUGAUUAUUGCGCCACGGAUAAUAGCAGUUUGUUUUGGACUGUGGUCAAUCACUUUUGCGUUGCAUUUGAAAUUCAGCUGUUUUUUUCGUUGUUAGUUUAUUUACUCAAAAAAGUCCUAGCAAUUCACUUAUCAAAUGCACACAUAUGGUAUAUAAGGAUGUGCCUUGGUGGCUAUUGUGUUUGGAUAAAUGAGUAAUCAAAAUCGGAGAAAUAAAUAAUACAAACUGAAUGUCUUCCACAACAAUUAACAUUAAAACCAAAAACAAAUUAACAUUAUUAAUAUGUUAUCUUAUUUUUGUGCUUGUAUAACAAAGCUCCCUUGGGGGUGCAUCUGAGGUAAGGAGUUAUUUGUCAGAAGUUGUGUUGCUUUCUCUCCAAAUGCGCAAUGUAAUAACUAUCUUGCUAUCCAUGAUUUUCAUCCACUUUUCUCUCACGUAAGUGUAAUAGACAGCAAGCCCAACAAUAUUGACUGGGAGCCCCUAUAAGCACAUGGUUAAAUAUUGACUUUGCUUUUAUAGUGAUUUUAUAGCCACCACCCACACAGUUUAGUCUUGUGAAAAAUGUGAUUUCAUGAUGGCUUCGCUCUGGAUGAAACUUUCAGCGUUUAGUCUGUAGUACCAAGCCAUUUCUGAACACAAUGAGACAUAUUAAGGGCAGAGUUCCAGGCCUGUGAUUGUGAGGUACUUUUAAUCCGCCAUCAAAACUGUAGCACAUAAUGACACAAAUUCCGCUUUCAGAGGCGGCAUGCGGGCACCUAUGACUCCGGACCUAUGGAUUGCUGGAAUGGAGCCAGUCAAAGUGCAAAGAUUCUUGAGGAGAAAGAGCAUUGACAGAGUCCUGCGGCAGCCUAAGGGGCUUGUGAAUGAGGAGGCUGGUAUGCUCAAGGGACAUCUGGACUCUUUAUUUGUCAGGAGUGGUUAUCCAACCCCAUUUAAUCUUAAUCCACCAGUGUUUAGCUGUGAAUCAAAGCCAAUGCAGUUGAGAGAGCAACCUUGAACAUUUAUAGUCUACCUUUUCCUCCAAGGACCUCAGCGGGGUACCCGUGGUCCUCCCUGCCCCCCAUUUCAUCCUCAGAACAAACUUGUGAGAUAAGUUAGGCUGAGAGGCAGUGACUGGCAUAAAGGUUGCCCGGUGAGAUUCAUGGCUAAGUGGGGAUUUGAACCCAGGUAUCCCAGGCCCUUCUCCAACACUUCAAUCCAGGCAUAGGCAAACUCAGCCCUCCAGAUGUUUUGGGACUACAGUUCCCAUCAUCCCUGACCACUGGUCCUGUUAGCUAGGGAUCAUGGGAGUUGUAGUCCCAAAAAACAUCUGGAGGGCCGAGGUUGAGGAAGUUUAGUCAGAUAGCAAGAUAUUUCUUCUUAAAAUGCUCCAAAUGUCAAUGGAAUGGUGGGAUCUUCAGAAUCCCUGCAACUCAGGCACUUUCAAGUUGUUUAUUCAACAGCAGAUACGCAGAAUAUGAGGAGGGAGAAUAUUGGGAAAUGGAGGGAGAAUAUUGUCACCUCAGCUUCAGUGGUGUUGGUCUAACCUUAUUGUCGUAUUUUAAGGACAAUUAUCUUCAGAAUAAUAGUAACAAGCGGGUUAGUUAUGCUGGCCACAUGACCUGGAAAGCUGUCUGCGGACAAACACCGGCUCCCUCGGCCUGAAUGCAGAGAUGAGCACCAUACUCUAUAGUCUAAUUUGGCUGGACCUAACCUUCCACGGAUCCUUUUCCGGUUUUUUUUAACAACAACAACAAAUUAUUUGUAUGCUGCCCACCUGACUGGGUCACCCCAGCCACACUGGACGGCUUCCAAUAAAUCAAAACACAGGGGCAAUGGGCAGAAGAUUAUUGUCCCUUGUACUUCAGACCACGUGUGCUUAUUCAUAUGUCUGUGGUUAGCUCACUGGUUCUAACAGAGAGUGACAUUUAUUUCAUAAAAUUUAUACACAGCUUUUUUUUGUAAAAUAAAUAAACAAACAAAAACAAACAAACCUUGAAGAUAAUACAGUAAAAUAGAGGAAAAAAAUACAACCCUACUUUAAAAUAUGGAGGACUUUAAACACUAAAAACAGAUUAUAUAAACAAUUGAAUGGAUCUCUGUUUUAAGGAAGCCUCGGCAGGGACCUUAAAGGUAAUCUGGAGUAGGCCCUUUCAAGAAAUUGACAGCAUUCUUCUUCUUCUUCUUCUUCUUCUCCUCCUCCUCCUCCUCCUCCUUGCAAACCUGAGCCUCUUCAAGAGCAGGUCAGGUUGUCUGCCAUCCCUAAGAUCUGUCCUCACACCCCUCUGACAUCUGACAAGAUGACCUUUUGGAACUAGGAGUGGUCUGUGCUAUGAGUUUGCCUGGGACACACAAGCACAGGUGCACACAAGUGUGUGCACAAAGUCAUACAUACAAAUAGUAUUUGUACCUGCUGGCCCUUAAAAUUUCCCCUUGCUUCAUUCAUUCUGCCAUUCUUAUCUGUUUCCAGUUUAUCCUCUCAGCAGUUUCACAGACGUGCUUUUAGAAGAGGCAUAUAUACUCAGUAAGCUUUCCUAUCUCUUUAAGAAUGGCACCUAAUGUACAACAUGCCACUGCCCACCUCCGUUGCUGUUGGUCCCACCCAAUGCAUCUUUACUCAGAAGCCAGUCCAGCCAGUUCAGCAGGGCUCAUUCUCAUAGGAUUUCUGCUUUGGACACAUCCAAAAAACACCACUUGCAGAUCUGACUUUCCAGUGGUUUUCUGUGCUGAGCUACAAAAGCCACUUCUGCCUCAGGUUAGUUUUGAAACGAAACAUGCUGGGAGUUCAGAGAAUGCUGCUGCUGAAGAGGCAGAGGCUGGGGAAACCCAGGUCCACAGAUUGGUCUGUCAGGCUCACGCUUGCUUGGAAGUCCACCUAAAUUGGAUAGGAAUCCUGUGACUUGACUCGAGUUGAAUCUGGGCCAAGCGAAAGCAAAUGCACUGGGCAGCUCUUCUGACUUACUAUUGUUUAUUCAAUUUAUAUCCCACCCUUCCUCUUGAAGGAGGCCAGGGCAGCGUGGAAGGAAGUAGCUUCAUUGAGGUUGGAGAUGGAAAUGGGAAUAGUUUGAAAAAGAUUUGGAAGUAGUUUGAGAAAGGCUUCACUUCCCAUGGUACACACACGCAAACACUUUUUGUCGUAAUGUCGCUUCUGGUCAAACAGGGUUGGCUGGUGUUUGAAACAACAUAAAAAUGUUGCAAAACCUGUUUGCAAAUGGUGAAAGUGCAGGGCAUCCCAAGCAUGCAGGCGCCUAUGGGCAGACCACCCCUAUGCAUGCAAACCAUGAGCAGGGGUCCUCUUUUUGAAUUACCUUAAACUCUUCUACAGCAUGCCACCUUCCAAACCUAUUGCAUCUGUCUCCAGCUUAGUUGCUGAACGGGAUCUUCUGGCACACUCAAGCUCAAAAUCCCGGGCUGUUCUUGGGCAUCCAAGCCACGCAGGUGCCAGGAUCACAAUUCAUUAACUCCCUCCAAGUUCACAACAUUUAGCAGCACUUUCUCAGAUUCAAACCUGGCAACUGUCCUCGUUCGUGCCUUACCCUGACGCUGAAGAGUUGGAUGGCUGCCUUUGAAGGCUUCUUUGAAAGUUGAGUCAUUGCUUACAGAGGCCCUCCAGGCAGGCAGGCUGGGAGCGACAAUGCAGCAGGCAGACUAGGUAGCUGGCGAGGGUGUCAAAAUUAAAGGGAUCUCUUCCUCGAUGGCAUCAGUGGGCGAGCAGGAUCCCUUAUGCAACCUCAACCAUGGAUGGCUUUCAGGAGAAACUGAGAGUGUUCUCCAAAACCCACUGAAGAUUAUAAAGGGAUCUGAGGUGCUCAUCAGUUUGUUCUUGUUCUGUCAUAUCUGAAAUGGCAAAAAGCAUUGAGCUUGCUCUACUGAUUGAUGGUGGAGCAUGAAGCAUAUUAUACCAGUGUUGUGAUGCCUGCAUUAGCCUACUGGGCAUAAUUCAACGUGCUUCCUUGAUUAUAAUCAAGAGAAUCCUACAGCAGUGUUUCAAGGCUACAUUCUUAUGUCCCAUCGUAGGUCGUAGGAUAAUUUUGUUUGAUCCCCUUUUUAAAGUGAACUGACUUCAUUUGUACCUCUCAGACUAAUACACAGUUAAUGCAAUUAUCCUUUGGAGUUCACAGGUUUUUGAAUUUACUGAACCAGGUUGGAGGGACCUGUGCCCCUCCCGAUGUUGCUAGACGCCAUCAUCCCCGCCAACAGGCCAGGUUUGCAGAGGCUGGUGGGAAAUGGAGCUCAGCAACAUCUGGAGAGUUGUAGGUUUCUGACUCCUGUAUGAUAACAGUAAUAUACCAAAAUGCUUUUAAUAAUAGUACUUUAGAUGAAAAAACAUUUAGAAAUGAGAUAAAAUACACAUUUUAAAUAUGUAUCUUUUAAAUACAGAUGGCCAUAUGGAUUCAGACUUUGUUUAGGCAGACUGAUGUAAACAUGGGAAGGAAGGGUGCAUGAACACACGUGAAACUGAAAUAUUUAUUUAUUAAUUGAAUUGGUUUCCUGCCCUUCUCCCAAAGAAGCCCAAUUCAAAAAGUUAAAACAGUACAAUUAAAAAUAUAAACCUUUAAAAAACAUUGGGGGGGGGGGGAAUCUAAAACAUUUAGGUAAAGGUAAAGGACCCCUGGACAGUUAAGUCCAGUCAAAGGUGACUAUGGGGUUGUGGCGCUCAUCUCGCUUUCAGGCCGAGGGAGCUGACGUUUGUCCACAGACAGCUUUCCGGGUCAUGUGGUCAGCAUGACUAAACUGCUUCUGGUGCAACGAAAUACCGUGACGUAAGCUAGAGCACAUGGAAACACCAUUUACCUUUCCACCACAGCGGUACCUAUUUAUUUGCUUGCACUGGUGUGCUUUCGAACUGCUAGGUUGGCAGAAGCUGAGACAGAGCAACGGGAGCUCACUCAGUCGUGGGGAUUCGAACCGCUGACCUUCUGACCGGCAAGCCCAAGAGGCUCAGUGGUUUAGACCACAGCGUCACCCGCAUCAAAAACAUUCACAAAGAUUUAGAAUACCUAAAAACAUUUAACACAUUUACUUGGCCUGCCAAGGGUUCAGAUUUGACCCACAAAGUAAUUUCUCCCAAACCACACCCCCAUGCCCCACACCUGAUGCCACAUGUGAUGUCAGGUGUGAGGCAGGUAGAGAUGCAAUUGCCAAUGCACAUCUGGGAGUCUUAAAGUGCAGUCCCAAUUCUGCACUGGCAAGGGAAAGUAAACUUCGGUUCAAGGGCCCAUGAGGAGGAUUUCCCCCCCACAAAGUGUGUGUGUGUUGCAAUUGAGAAAGGAAGGAUUCAAUUUAUCUGCAAUUUUUCUCGCAGAUGUUCCAUUGAAAUGCAUGGGAGUUUCACAUGAGCGUGGUGUCUUUUGCAGCUUCCAUUCAUUGCUGUAAGACUUGCAGAUAACUUCCCAGUACAGAAGUGGCCCCAAUGCCUCUAAUAUGCUCAACUGUGGACUAGUUUGUAUACAUUAGGGAUGGACAAAUCUGUCAGUUUCUCAUUUUCCCAAUCUUAAAUUCAGUUCUCCACAUUUCCAUCCCAAUUUGUUAUAAAAACAAAUCCUCAUAAAACUGUAUCCACACUUUAGUGCAAGUUGCUCCUACAAACAUAUUUUUAUAUGCAGUUUCGCUUAACACAAACAUUUUCCAAGCAAUUUCUCCUAAUGUAAUGCACGUUUGCGUGCUAUUUUUUACCGAAGUAUGCAUUUUGAUGCACAUUUUACCUCAGGGUAUGCAUUUUUGUACACGUUACUUGGCUGGUGAAUUGCAUUGCAAAAUUCAGAGAUGGGCAAAUUUCAAAGGAUGACUGUGUUUUGGUCCCCAUAUUGUUUGUGAUUACUUAUGUUCAUCCUUAAAUGCAAACUGAAUCAAAUUUUCCCCAUCCCUAAAUUAAAGUCAAAGGGGUUUUUUUAUUUAAAAAGUGUGCUUGUGUCAGUUUCAGCAUUUGCUGUAUCGCUUUAGUUCCUCCAGUUCUGACCUUAUCAGUGCCACUUAACUAUGAUUAAAAAAAGAACUAUGAACAUUACCUAAUGUGUGUAGAUUGAUUGUUUUUCUUAGUCUAGCUGUUUCAAGAGGCUACAGGAAACCAGCGGUCUACCACUCCAAUUUUCAAUAAAGCCAUUAGAGAAGCACAAAUGUUCAGUGAUUUCACUGAGACUCUAAAGUAACCCAAGAUGAAAUCAGACAAACAACAAUGAAAAGAUUUUACUGCAUUGUAUUGCUGUAAUACCAUUAUUCUGUUCUAUUACUGCAACAAAUGUGUAGGUAUCCUAAUCACAUUGAAUAAUAUUUUGCUCUUGAGUUUGGGAAGAUGCACCAACAUAACCUGUAUGCUAAUAGAAGCUGUGUGUAUAUAUAUCGUCGAAGGCAGGUCACCUUGAAUACAAAUGGUACAUAUUUCCUAAGCAUCUUUCCUUGAAAGUAAGCUCUAUUGGCUUCAUUUCAAUCUAUUUUAUAAUAUGAGCAGAUUUGAGAGAGGAAAGAGAGAGAAAUGUUCCUCAUUUCUUGUUGCUGAAACAAUUCUGUUUUUUUUUUUAAAUAAUUUUUAUUAAAGUUUUGAACAACAGAAAGAAAAGAAAAACAUACACAAUACAUAUAACAAAAACACACACACAAAAAACAAGAUUCAACAAUAAAAGAACAGAAAACAUAACAAUUAAAAACAAUAUCUCUUUUCCAUUUCCGUUUUUUUGUUACUUAUUUUCUGGACUUCCUCAUACCUCCCUCUUUUGUAUUCCAAUCCAAAUUGUUUGUCCAGCAAUUUCUUUUCCACUUUUUUAAUCCCAAUCUUUAGCUUUAAUAAGAUAUUGAAAUAUAUAACUUCAACUUCUUUAAACCUGAUCUUUGGUCUUAGUAUCAUAUAACAUUAAAAUUUUCCCUCUUAAUGUCAAAUUUCCAUUUCUUUAAACAUCUUUAAUCCUAAUUUUUAAUCUUAGUCUAUCAUUAACUUUAACCUGUACAGCUGGAAACCGCUUAUUUUCAAUCCAACAUCACUCUAACAUUCUUUAAUUUUGCAAUGUUUCUGAAGAUAGUCUUUGAAUUUCUUCCAAUCUUCCUCCAUCGACUCUUCUCCCUGGCCACGGAUUCUACCAGUCAUUUCCGCCAAUUCCAUAUAGUCCAUAAGUUUCAUCUGCCAUUCCUCCAGCGUGGGAAGUUCUUGUGUCUUCCAAUACUUUGCGAUGAGUAUUCUUGCUGCUGUUGUUGCAUACAUAAAGAAAGUUCUAUCCUUUUUAACACCAUUUGGCCGACUAUGCCCAGGAGAAAGGCCUCUGGUUUCUUAGGGAAGGUAUACUUAAAUACCUUUUUAAUUCAUUAUAUAUCAUUUCCCAGAAAGCCUUAAUCUUUGGGCACGUCCACCAAAGGUGAAAAAAUGUACCUUCAGUUUCUUUACAUUUCCAACAUUUGUUAUCGGGCAAGUGAUAGAUUUUUGCAAGCUUGACUGGGGUUGUGUACCAUCUGUAUAUCAUUUUCAUAAUAUUCUCUCUUAAGGCAUUACAUGCCGUAAAUUUCAUACCUGUGGUCCAUAACUGUUCCCAGUCAGCAAACAUAAUAUUAUGUCCAACGUCCUGUGCCCAUUUAAUCAUAGCCGAUUUUACCGUUUCAUCCUGAGUAUUCCAUUUCAGCAGCAAGUUGUACAUUCUUGACAAAUUCUUAGUUUUGGGUUCUAACAAUUCUGUUUCUAAUUUGGAUCUUUCCACCUGGAAGCCAAUUUUCCUGUCCAAUUUAAAUGCCUCCAUUAUCUGAUAAUAAUGAAGCCAGUCUCGCACUAUGUUUUAUAGUUUUUCAAAACUCUGCAAUUUCAGUCUAUCUCCGUCUUGUUCCAAAAUUUCCCAAUAUUUCGGCCAUUUGACCUCCAUAUUGACCUUUUUCAAGGCUUUUGCUUCCAUUGGUGACAGCCACCUUGGGGUUUUGUUUUCUAGCAAAUCCUUAUAUCUUAACCAAACAUUAAAUAGCGCUUUCCUGACAAUGUGGUUUCUAAAUGCUUUAUGUGCUUUGACCUUAUCAUACCAUAGAUAUGCAUGCCAUCCAAAUACAUUAUUAAAACCUUCCAAGUCCAAAAUGUCAGUGUUUUCAAGAAGUAGCCAUUCUUUCAACCAGCAAAAAGCUGCUGAUUCAUAGUAAAGUUUGAGGUCUGGCAGGGCAAAUCCACCUCUUUCCUUUGCAUCUGUUAGUAUUUUAAAUUUUAUUCUGGGCUUCUUGCCCUGCCAGACAAAUUUAGAAAUAUCUUUCUGCCACCUCUUGAAACAAUCCAUUUUGUCCACAAUCUGCAAAGUUUGGAACAAAAACAACAUUCUAGGCAAUACAUUCAUUUUUAUCGCAGCAAUACGGCCCAGCAGUGAAAGCUUCAAAUUUGACCAAAUUUCUAAAUCUUUUUUUCACUUCAGACCAGCAUUUUUCAUAGUUAUCUUUAAAUAAGUUCCCAUUUUUUGCUGUCAUGUUAAUCCCCAAAUAUUUAACUUUCUUAACCACUGUUAAACCUGUCUCAUUCUGAAACCUCUCUCUUUCAAUCGGUGUUAAAUUUUUCUCUAAAACCUUGGUUUUUGACUUAUUCAGUUUAAAUUCUGCCACUUGACCAAAUUCUUAAAUCAGUUCUAAAACCCUUUUAGUACUAGAUUCUGGCUCCUGUAACGUCAAUACUAAGUCAUCUGCAGUUGCUGGAACAAUUCUGAUACUCCCAAUGGAAGUUGUAAGUUCAGUGUAGAUAAAAAGAAAACACACAUAAUUAAAUUAAAGGAUUCACUAGAAAUGGUAAACUCUAGAAGCUUAAAGUGUUUUAAAAGGGGAAGGGGGAAGGAUUGGAUAAAUUAAGGGAGAAUAGUCCUAUUAACAGUUACUAGUCAUGAUACUUAAAUGGAACACCCUUUUUCUGAACCCAUAUACUACUGGGAAUCAGUAACAUAGAAGGUGGAAAGAGCAUCACUUUUAUGUUCUCCCUUGCUUAUGAACAUCCAGAAAUAUCAGGUCAGCUCCUUCUGGAAACGCUGGAGUAAGACUGCAAGGAAGCAACCUCUGUUGAACUCAAUACGGCUUAGUUCCAAUUAUAUAUCUAUAGGACUGCACUGUGAAUGGGGAUUCAGUACCAUCCCUGUUGCACAGGAGGGCAAAGUGAUCUACUUUGAAUACUGAAACACUGCUGAUCAUAUCAAAAUGUGUAUUGCAUAUGAAUGGGUGGGUCAGUUUAUUUCUCACCGGUGUCCAUUUCACAUGUAUUCAUUCAUAAAUCCAUUUCCCAUCCAUCUAUGAAAAUUACAUUUUUUAACCAAUUCAGUUCAAACAAACAAAAUGAGCAUAGCUGAUAAGAUACAUCAGUUUGAUUCCUUUUAACAUAGCCUUCCAGAUAAGUCCAUCCCUAGAUCUAAGUAUGGAUUACAAGAUACACACAUUUUCUAAAUCAGGCUAAGCAAAGCAAAUCCUAAAAUCUUACCUGCAUCUGAAAGGUUAGUAUCAGGGCAAAGGAGAUGCUCUACCCAGGAAAGGUAGAGAAUAUGCUUUGCAUGCAGAAGGUCCCACAUUUAAUCCCUGACAUCAACUUCAGUUUAAAAUAGGAUCAGGAAGCAGAUGGUGAAUAAGGCUCCAAUCUGAGAUCCCAAAGAACAGCUACUAUUCAGAGUAGACUCGUAUAGAAUUGUAGAGUUGGAAGGGACUAGAUGAGCAAAUGGACUAAAUGGACAAAUGCUACCACCUAGAAUAAGGUAGCUUCCUAUGUUAUACAGAAUAAUUCAGAAGCUGUUCUCAAGGAGAUCAGCAUGGGACUUAGAAGAGGAUCUUUGAUGUAUGCUGGUCCCAGUACAUUCAAGAAUGAAUGUAAUCAUGCUUUAGUCUUCUGGUGUGGUUCUCUUUGGGACCCAACCCUAUAAUUUGGUUUCACUGAAGGAUGCUCAAGAUCUAAGCAAGAAUAUCAUUGAUUGUAAGGUAAUGCUCCUAUAACGCAUAAUGUCCUUGAACUCCAAAGAGAUUUUUAGACUGAGUCCAAAUCCAGUUUAGCUGAUGCACUGUGGCUAUAGAUGGCUUUGAAUUCAAGUAUUGAAGAACGUGGAUAGCUAAAACUGAAAUCUGUGUGUCCAUGCAACAUCCUGGAUCACAGCCUAUCAUCAUCUGGUGAAAUGUAAUGUAAUGAUCUUCACUCUUUCAAUUUGCUCUUUUGGAAAAAGUGUUCAUCAAAAUAUAUGAGAAGACCAGUACACAUUCGUUGAACUAACAAUGGAUUAGAUGUUCUCCUGUUGUAAAGGACUCUGUGGGUUUUAAAGAAGCAGUACCAACUUGGUACAGGCAAGGAUCUGGCCCAAUUCAUUAAAAGUCAAUUUUAAUGAUAUUAUAUCUUGAAAUUUAUACACUGAAAUCCUUUCAGCAGAAUACUAGAUGAUAAUCCCAUUACAAUUUGAAUGGACAUGGACAACUAAUUUUAUUAGCAUGCCUGACUGAUGAUGUGAUCAAAUGACUCAUUUAUUAAGAAAAUCAUAAUUGUGCUUGUCACUCAGCAUGGCAGAAUUGCAUGCCGCUUUGGAUGACUCACAAAAUUGGCUUACCCACCGAAAGCUGAUUGACUGGUAUGAGAAACACUAUUCCAUAUCUAAGGACGCCUGCAUAAAAGGAAUUGUUGUCUCAUUGACCCAAAUACAUGUUCCAGGGAGAUGUCAGGGGAGGCCAUGGAUCCACACCCCAAACAGGCCCUCCAAGUAGCCCUGCUUCUGAUAUGGUUAAUUCCCUCCCAUUGCAGUCAAUGGGAGGAGCAGAGAUGGUUGGGGGGGGAAUAGGAAAAGGGAGAUGUGUCCCACUUUAUACCUACCCCUUAGCUAGUCAUCAGAGCUUAGGAUGUGGCAGUAGUUCUGAAAGGAUUCUCCCCUGCCCAACACCCACACACCCACAAUAGGAUUUAUAGGUGCUGGGUUCCGCCCAGCUUUGGGGCCUGCCGCCAUGGCUGUGGGGAGGCCCACUGGGCCCCUCAUAGUGAGGCCUGACGGGGUCUGGCCCCUCAAGAUUGGGGGUGCUUAGCUAAAUCGCAAUAUGUUUUGGGAAUUGGUGCCUAUGAUAGUAUUCCUUUUCCCACCUCCUUUCAGCCUGUUACUACUGUUUUAGUUAAUAAUAAUAAUAAUAAUAAUAAUAAUAAUACUAUAUUAUUUAUACCCCGCCCACCUGCUGGGUUUCCCCAACCACUCUGGGCAGCUCCCAACAGAAUAUUAAAAACACGAUAAAACAUCAAACAUUAAAAACUUCCCUAGACAGGGCUGCCUUCAGAUGUCUUCUAAAAGUAAGAUAGUUGUUUAUUUCCUUGACAUCUGAUGGGAGGGCGUUCCCCAGGGUGGGCGCCACCACCAAGAAGGCCCUCUGUCUGGUUUCCUUAGUAUCCCCCAGUUUACAAGUUUUCUGCUGCAUUGUAUUCUAUUGUCACAGUUAUCAAAUUUUUAACUUUGUUUUCUUUUAUGUUUUAAGGUAUAACUGCCUUAUGAAUACCAUGAAUAAAAUAGUAUAGUGGUACCUCGGGUUACAUACGCUUCCGGUUACAUACGCUUCAGGGUACAGACUCCGCUAACCCAGAAAUAUUACCUCGGGUUAAGAACUUUGCUUCAGGAUGAGAACAGAAAUCGUGCUCCGGCGGCGCGGCAGCAGCAGGAGGCCCCAUUAGCUAAAGUGGUGCUUCAGGUUAAGAACAGUUCCAGGUUAAGAACGGACAUCCGGAACGAUUUAAGUACUUAACCUGAGGUACCACUGUAUAUUAUUAGAAACCUCCACUGGGCCAAUAGCCCUGGCAUUGCCAAAUUCUACGGUGGCUGCAUGACCACUUCAGUGAACGUAAUUUCAGAGACCAGAUGCUGAGCUAGAAAGAGCUAGAAUGCCACUUGCUCCAUACAGCACUUUCCGUUUUAACUGGGUCUGUAGAAUUUCCGCAUAUGGUGAGGUGUACUCAGGAAAGCACCUGAUCGUUAAGGUAUGAUGCUGCGUUGUGACAUGCUUUAGUUUGACAUGGGGUUUAAAUGAGCAGAAGUGUAAAAUGAGCCUUAGGCCAACACUGAAAGAAUCUCAGUCAGAGAUGCUCAGUGAUUCAGUGAGUUCGGUUAGGAUGUUAAUGUCUCUGUGCUCAUGCCACAUUCUUUCCCAGUAGCCAACAACAUCAUAACUUGUUCAUUAGUGAAAACAAUACCUUCUGAGUCUGCAAAAAUGAAGCUAUUUGUAAAACCCAAAGUAAACUGAAUUAGAGCAGGUCUACAAGACGGUCAUUCCUUCUUCAUGGGAAACCCUGAAAAUUGUAAUUAAGAGUUUCUAAUAAUCACCUCAACAAACUACAAUUUCCAUGAUUCUUUGGGAAUAAAAAAUAGUCUAUGCUUGUACUUUGGAUAUGCCCCUAACAUGCUUGUACUUUGGAUAUGCCCCUAACAUCCCCAUUUACAUCAGGGCAAUAUAACAUUCAUCUGAUAUUUUCUGUAAAGCAAUAUUUGGUCCUGGAUUACUGUAAAGGAACUUUCAAAGAUAUGAAGGGAAAUAUUCCUAAAGACUACUUUUGAUAUUUAUUUUAGAUGGGCUUGAAACUGCCUUCCCUUCCUUUCAAUAUGUUUCCUAUCCUUAUUUGGAACAUAGUUUUUAAAAAAGAAGUAGAAUUUUAACAGAGUCCCUCCACCCGCCUGCCAACCAAGGCCCUUAUCUUUUGUGACCAUCCCCUUAGCUACCGUUUUCAGAGGACUAUGAGUGGUGCAUGAUUUGGCUAAAUUUGAUAUGAGAUUCAAGGCAAGGCAUAUAGGUUCUAUUAAGGAACCCCAUACUUUACCUCCAUAAUUUGUGCAUUGUAAUACGGGCAAGGACAAACAGAUUAGGAAGAACCAAAUAUGUCUUGUAUCCAUCACAGAACUGAGACCCACUCGGCACUCCAUCCAAUGAGACUGCAGAAAUUUGCCGCAGGAUGGCAAAACUGUCUCCUAUAUAGCGUGUCCUCCCUAAAAGAGGGCACAUGUUGUGGUGAGACCUGGACACUGACCUCUUGGUUGUGGGUGGGUCUAUUGGACAGCCACAACACCCGAUUGGUAGGUCCCUCAUUGCUGGGUUUAAUCUGGCCAAUGGGGAGCUGUCUAGACGGGCCAAGGGACCUAUAUAAACCCAUGCAUGUGACCCAGAGUUUCCACUUUUGGCUUGUGCAUCGGAACACCUGGCCACCUCUUCCUAUAUUUAGGGCAUUUUGCGACUGACCUUGCUAUGCCGUCGUGUGUCGUCUGUCGUUGGGACGGGGGCACGGCAGGAAUUUUCCCACUUGGCCAAUUGGCUGUUGCCAUUUGGGUUUCGCCUGCACAACUUGUAAGGUUGCGGAUGGGCACUGGUUCAUGUGAUAGGGAUGGGAGAACAGUCUUGCCAUCCCUAUGUGAAGGAUAUUUCGUUAAAGGAAUCCAGGGACUCAACUUGGUUUGGCUAACCCCCGAAAAGGGGUUGUGCCCAUUCCUGAGUCCAGGGGAGCAUCUAGGGAGUGAAUAGAGUCUAUUCCCAGGCUUUUCACCUGCCUCAGGUGUUCACCCUUGGCUGACUAUGAUAGAGCUCUUGGUCAGCGCUACCUGCAAGGGUGUAGGGAGCUAGUCAAACCAGAGCCUAUGCAACCACUCACUUUUCUGUUAUCAAGAAAGUUGUGGCCUAAAUUCUGCCAAAAACCAAAGCUAAAAUUUGAGUCAAAUGUGUGUUUAUUUAGGGGGGAGGUCUCUGGGUCUGAACAUGCAAAUAACAUACACCGUGCAGACUUUAUUUUCCACACAGUGUCAAUGAAUCUUCAACAUGAUGGUCAAACAAUUGAGAGCCAAUGCAGAUGCUACUGGAGCUGUAGCACCCUUUCUCUUAAAAUACCUGUUCAUAAGAGUGAUCUACUCUCAUGGUGUGAGAGCAUUAGUGUGUUAGGCUACUGGUCCUCUUCUGUGAACAGGAAAAGCCACAAGUUGCCAUUUUCCUGUUCAUGACAGGGAAAGGAAAAUAUUGUGUGAAUUUGCUCUUCCCAAGUAAGGCUCCUCACUUAGAUGGAACAUGUGUGUGAUCAGUUUUUUUACAGGGAUUAGGAACAUCUGUACUGGGUUAAUGAACUACUGCCUCUUCAGGAAAUGAGUGAUAAUUUUGUUUUGACUUCACUGGGAUCAAUAUAUGUAUGUAAAUAAUUUGUGUACAUGACAUUUUAUAACUGUGAAGACACAGGGACAGAGUUAUUGGGAGUUUUUUCCCCCCUUUGGAGGCAGCUAGAAAAGUAUUCUUGCAAAAACAGAAGCCAGGUUGGAAAUCUGGCACUGAGUAUUUAAAAACCAGCACGAUGCUUUAUGCCAGAGAGUCAAUCUUUCUAGGCAGUGACUGUCAUAGUAAGAUAAAAAACAUUGCCCCAAGGUCACUUUUGCAGGAAUUCUCAUUUCAUACCUGCCUUCAAAUGUAUCUUGUGAGUACAUGUUUGGGAGAAGAAACAAAAAGAUUACAUUACAGUAUGUUAGAAGGGUAGGAUAUCUUAACAUUUACUAAAGUUCUGCUUAUAACUUUCUCUAAAAGAAAACAAAAAAAAAAUUAUGUCACAAUGUCAUAUAAAAGUUUGGUACACAAGAAAAAAAGCAAUCCCUCUGCAUUGAAAAAUGAUGUUUACGUGCAGUGAAAUAAUGAUUUUGUGAUUAUACAUGUUUGGGGAAUGUAGAGUGGAUCUUUUUUUAAAAAACAAAAAACAAAAACCACCACUAAAGCAUUUGGGCUGAAAUCCAGCACAAAAUUAGUGCAUUUACAGCAUAAUCCUAAACCUAUUUACUCAGAAGUUAGUCUCACUGUGUUGAAUGGAACUUUCUCCCUAAUAAGUGCUUUUAGGAGUGCACAUUAAAAUGAAUGGCAGGAGAGUCAACUUGAAUAAAAUAUUGUUGGGCCCAGGUAAGGCCUGCCCCACAUAAUCUAUCACAUGAUGCAGUGCACUCACACCAUGAACUAUGUGGGGGCCCUCAAAUAUUUUAUUGUGGAGGCAGAAGCCCCCACAGCCCCUAAGCAUUGGCUCCCAUGAUGAAUGGACUAAAGUAUGUGUAAACCUGUGUUCAGUUACUUAGUUAUUUUUUUACCUCCAUUCACCAAACAUGUUCACAGGCCAAUUUACAAAAAAAUGUGGUAAUAGAAAACACAAUAAACUAAUAAUGAAAUGCCUUCCAUAGUUCUGGUUACAGGUAGGUAGCUGUGUUGGUCUGCUGUAGUCAAAACGAAAUUAAAAAAUUCCUUCCAGUAGCACCUUAGAGACCUUCUUCAGAUCUGAAGAAGUGUGCAUGCACACAAAAGCUCAUACCAAUAACAAACUUAGUUGGUCUCUAAGGUGCUACUGUUGUCUUUGUCCAUGGGGUUUUCUUGGCAGGGAUACUGGAGUGGCUUGCCGGUUCCUGCUCCAGGACAGUGUUCUCGAAGCUACCAGCAUGAGUUUGACCAAACUGCGGGAGGCAGUGGAAGACAGGAGUGCCUGGCGUGCUCUGGUCCAUGGGGUCACGAAGAGUCGGACACGACUAAAUGACUAAACAACAACAACAAGAUGCUACUGGAAGGAAUUUUUUUGUUUGGUUAAAAAUGAAAUGUGAUUCUCAAAUUACAUUAAUAACAUAGCAUCAUCAUUAAAAUAACUUAACCCACCAACCUCUAAAAGCCUGACAAAAAGCGAGUUGUCAUCUGGCAUUUAAAAGAAUGUAAACUUGAGUCAUGGUGACCUUCAGUGGGGAGAUCAUGCCAUUGAUUCUGAGCCACUACCAAAAAGGCCCUUUCACAAGCCCCUGCCAGGAAGUCUCAGGAGUGCCUCUUAAUAAUCUUAAUAUGUGGACAAAUUGAUAUGAGACAAGGCUCCUUCUGCACUGCAGGAGGUUGGACUAGAUGCCUCUCGGGGUCCCUUCCAACUCUACUAUUUUAUGCUUCUAUGAUGUUUUAGCUUUCUAAGUUGGGUAGAAAGUUCAGUACUAAACACAACUUUCAGUUGGGCUUGUUAGUUAUGGAGGUUUUUUGUUUUUCCUUGCAUUUCCUCUCUCACUUGUUUUGCUCCUCUUUCUGAAACAUAACAAAACAGGCAAAAAAUCCAUUCAUGCAUUCCGAUCCAUUAAGUUGGCAACUGUUUCAUAGCUAACACGUUUCAAAGGCAGUAUGCUUUGGGCGGCAUUUUUCUACUUGAUUCCACAAGCUGAAGAAUAGACUCCCCCCCAGGCCCAAUCGAAUAACACCAGUGAAAUGUGGUGGGUGUUCUGCAUCUUGCAGGAUCUAGCUAUUUAUCAGAGCAAUGGGUAUCUUAUAUAACUUUCAAGGCCACCAUUUUUCAUUGCAAGGGUUUUGUUUAAUGGUCAUGUCUGUAGUGAAUGAUGGAAUAGAAGGAGGCAGAUCCAGCUAAUCGGGGGAAAGAUGGGUCCUCGUCUCCAAUUUGCUGCCUAUGAAUUAUGACUUCUAUAGAGAUGUGAAAUAAUGCAGCUUAUGGCACAUAAUUGGCAAGCUCUGCUGUAUUUUCCAUCUUUAUAUUUUCACAAUCAACAUAUAAUUCAGCACAUGUCUCUUCAGAUAACUCCCUCCCUGACCUCUUGGCUUUAAAUAGCAGAAAAUGCAACGUAUGUUUUCCAGGGAGAUUAAUACAAAUUUGUCUUUUUUAUUUCCUAGAAUACCUAAUUUAUGGCACAGCUGGUUUGGUGGUUCUAAACAUUUUCGGAGCCCAAUGUCCACUAUGAUAGGAGUUGUUCUACAGAGGAAACUCCCUCCUUUCUCUUUACUUCCUUGAGACUACUGAGUGCAGGGCUGAAGUGAGGAUUUUUAACAGUCAAACCUAUGUAUAUUUACCUCAUAGAAUUGUAUAAUUGGAAAGGGCCAUCAUGGCCAACCCUCUGCAGUGCAGGGAUCCUUUACCCCAUGUGGGGCUCGAACGCAUGAGCCUGGGAUUAAGAGUCUCAUGCUCUACAGACUGAACUAUCAUAAGUAACUCUCAGAAUUCAAUGUGAUUUAUCCCCUAAGUCUCACUGAUGUCCAUGGGGGGUAUAUGAAAGCAAAUAUGAAUACUGUUUGUAAAUCUCUUGUCCAAAGUAACAAUGAGUUUUAUUAGGGCAUAGGAACUUUCUGUAAAUACUUUAACCUACAUUUAUGAAAAAUAUAAAACUCUUUGAAAGAAAGCUGUUCUUUAUUCCAUCCAUCCCAAUAUAUUGAUCGUAUUCCCUCCCCCGCCCCCGCUGAUAAAGUAUUGCAUGCUUUUUCAAGAGAGGGUGUGUACCACUGCUCUUACACAGUGUUAGAAACAUCACAUGCAUGGCACCCAGUAUGAAUGACUGAUGUCAUUUAUUUUCACCCACUCACGUCCAUCAGCUUUUUGUGACAGUAGCAUUGCUACUCCAGUUGUCUUUGUACAGAUGCAGAACAUGAACCAAUAACAAGCAACUGGCCACAAAGCAGGCUUUUCUACUCUAUGGAUUGAAUGUGGUAUGGACUGCUCUCAUAUUCUCAUAUUGAUUUUAGUAACCAUCAGAACCAGCCAAAUCUUAACCAGCCAAAAUUAAUAGUUCCAUGAUUGAAUUAAUAGAAAUUGACUCUUGUGAGUGCAGCAUAAGAUACCUUGUUUUGUGCUUUCUGGUAGGACUUCACAUUUCCAACUAAUACUGUAAACACAAUGACUGAAAGUAGUUUGUAACCAAUCUUCAACCCCUGUUCAGGCAGGUGCAACAAUCCCCUCUUUAAGUAUCACCAUUUACUAUUCAUUAUUCUAACAUAGCUUUCUGGGCUCUAUUCUUCAAGGAUUCUUUUUUCUUUUGCAUUGUACAGAUUCACAUGAAAAUGGAAGGGGAAGGGAAGCUGCUCAUGUAGCCUCCUUGAGCAUUCAGAUAAAGUGGGAUACAAAUAUUUUAAGAACAGGGGAGCAACAGUUAUGGUGAAACUGAUCAUCUGUCUUAAGGAAAAGCAGACAACCGGAUAUCAAGUUCUUAGGGGGAAAUGAUGUUUGGCAUGUAAUAAUGCGGCAUUUUUGAAUAAUAUUAGCUCAUGCAUUAAUUUACUUUGUUAUCAAUACAGAAGGUGGUAGCCAACUUAAUUAUUGUGCAUCUGGAACAACUUCCCUUCGCAUCCCUGCAUUGCCGCCACAUUUGUUCUGGAGGAUUGGGGGGAAACCCAGAACGGUUUUGGGGGAGCACACAGGAGAGGAAAAGUUUUCUUGUGCUCACAAGCAUUGUUCUGUGCAUGCAGUGGUUUAGUUUGCUUCUGCCCAUACACACAAAUAAACAAGGUUGAAUGAAUAUAUAGACAUAAAAAUGUAGACAAGUUCAAGUUGUUGAUACAGCAAUCCUAUGCACACUUACUUGGAACCAAGGCCCAUGGAAUACAGUGGAGCCUGCAAGUUCACUCUGUACCUAUUUUAAUAAAUAAAAUGUACUGCAUGGAUUCUUAAAUAUUUGUUGCCGUAACUUUGGGUGGUGCUUAAUUCUCCCCGGUCAGCCAUGAAAUUCACCAGAUUACUUUGUGUCAGUCACUAUUUCUCAGUGUAACUUUAGCUGCGUUAUACCCCCACAUGUCAGUUGACAAAUUCGGUAAGAAAUGAGCAGUUGCUGCCCAGAGCAGCCAUGGGAGAACUAGAGAGGGGGAAAGAGUCAUGCCCGCGUGACUGGCUGACACCACUGUUGGCCUUGGCCGGUAAUCGGGGCCGCUGGGACAUGCCUGCAACUUUUGGAAUUCUGUGGGCCAAUCAGGGCUCUUGCUCUGGCGGCAGACCUAUCAGAGCCAGACUUCUGUUGGGUCCACAUCCAGAGCAUAAAGGCCACCCAUUCUGCGAAUAGGGAGCAUGGUCAAAAAUCAGACAUCCGACCCACCCUGUAUAUGUUGGCUCUGCCCGGAGGUAAGUGGGCUAUACAUAUGUAUAGCCUUACUGUGUAAUUAAUUGGUCACCAUAUUCAGAGCCAGGGAGGAAUUUGCCUGUAGACGAAUUGGGCCUGUCUGGGGUUUUUGCCUUCCUCAUAGGAACUGCCACAACUUUGGUGGAAAGGUGGCAUUGGGUUGGAUCCUUAGUCUAAGCAGGGUGUGUGUAUGUCUCACCCCCCCGUCCAGGAUCAAAUGCAGGGUAUGCUGGUAAAGGGGUCCAGGGUUUGGGUUCUGUCCUAAAGCCCAGAUGGGGGCUAAUAGGCCACAGAAGUGGCAACCGGGCAGGUUUAUCCCAUUGAUUUGCAUCAUGGGGGGGGGUCCUUAACCCCAGGAUUGACCCUGAUGGAGUAUCAGCCAGCAACCAGGUUGGCUGAUUCAGGAUAUAUACCCAAUGUUUAUGCCUACAGCCCACUUACAUCUGUAAUCAAUAAAAAAGUUGUGGCCACUUCAGUCCCAAGAUGGUGUUUUGUCUUUCUUUGCUGUUCCUGCUCCACCUACCCCCUCCUUGGUAGCCUCUGGCCUGCUGCAUAUGGGCAAAGAAAACAUAAGAAUAUCAGAUCAAAGACCUAUAUAGUUCAGCAUUCUGCUGUCCUCAGCUUGCCAACCAGAUGCUCCCUGGGAAGACUACAAGCAGGGCCCAAGGGCAAUGGUUUUCUCUCAAUAUUGCCCUCUCACAGUGGGCAUGUAGCACAUGCUGUCUCUGGAAUUGGAGAUUCAAUUUAGCUGUCAUGACUAAUAGCUAGUGAUAGACCUAAUCCUCAUGAAUUUGUUUAAUUCUUCUUUAAAGCUGUCCAUGGCAGUGACUCACUUCUUGAGGAGCGAAUUCCAUAUGUUAAUUAUUUGAAAUAUGAAAAGUGCUCAGUUGUCUGUUCUGAAUGUACUACUAACUUAUAUUCCUAGUUUUCAUUUCUUCCAGAGUUGUUUCUUUUAACAUGACUUGUAUUGAUAAUGGAAGUACUAGAUCGUAUUUUGGGAUGGCCAUAUCUCAUAGACAAUCUUCUUGGUGGCAGGUGGAAGCACCAAUGUAUAAGUAACAGAGUACCUUCUUGGUGACAUUUUAUCACACUGGGAUUCCUUUCCUCAUGAUGGUCCACCAAAACAUGAGUCUGAGCAUUUUUAGGGCAUAUCUGGUGGCCACAGAUUAAACAAGGAUUGUUUUAGCAGUAUUUAAAAUAUGAUAUAGUAUGAAGAAUGUUAACAAAGAUUCAUGAAAUAGUAAGUUGGUGAGCCCUUGCGGUUUUUCUUAAGAUUCUUUCACCUAAUUGUAUCCAAUGGCUGGCGUUGGAACUUAUGCACAAAAUGUGCUCUGGGUCAGAACUGUUAUUUCAGGGCAAAAUGAAUUUUCAAGGGUAAAACGAAUCUCUCAGAUACAACAGAGCCUUAAAAUAACCCAAUAAGAAAAGGGAAUUACAAGCACUGAUGCCAGACUAUUUUCUACUUCAUUUACAUUCUAAAGAACAAAUACUAUCAUGCUCAGGAUCAUGAGUCAUCAGUGAAAACCACAGUGUUUUUAAAUUUAAUGAGGCAAGAGGAUGAUGUUUCAUCAAUAUGGCAUCAAGCUUUUUAUAACUCUGGGGUGGUAAAUUGCUUUGGAUUUUUGUCUGUUUUCUGCCCUUCCUUCUGUCCUUCAACACUGGAGAAGAUUCACUAGCAGUUUUCAGCAAAGAAGAAGGAAAAAGGCUUAUGGUUUGAUUAGUGCCAUUUAGUACCAUUUAACACAACCUGAGUCAAUUCUAAUCUCAGGAUAUUGCUUUUAUGUCACACAGGAAUCCCUAGAUUUCUUAGCAUUUUUCAAGUUUAUGGGGUUUACAAAUAAAAGUAAAAUAAAGUAGCAUUCCUUUGUUCGUCCUCUGCAGCAAGAACAACAGGGUGGUUCUGCAGCACCUGAAAGACAAAAUAAACUAAGUGGCUAGUGGCCGAUCACAAAGCCAUCUAAGGCUGCCAUUCGAACCAUGUCUAUUCAGAAGCAAGUCCCACUGAAUUCAGAGGGCCUUACUCCCAAGUAAACAGAAUUAGGUUUGUAGCCUUUCUCAUUAAGCUGAUUUCACUAUUCAGUAUAAACUUGUAAUUCUAUAUAGCUUCCCUUACUCAGACAUCAGGGAGGGCAAGUUUAACACCUAUCUGAUAUUUUGCUCUUCGUGUGCUGGAUAGUUGGAAUUACUUCUGCCACUUAACCACAUACGAGUCCUUUUUAAAACUGCAGCAUUAGCCUUUCCUUAAGCAUUUGGUUGGCCAUUUAAGAACAGGGGCCCGGCCUGAUCCAGUAGGGCUCUUCUUAUGUUCUUAUGAAAAGAACAAUAAUCAGCAAUGCAUUCAACUGGUUUUUAAAAUUCAUUGUAAGAAGAGGAUUAAGGCUGCAGUCCUAACCUCACUUACCUGAAUUCAAGAUUGGUCUGACGUAGUCGAAAUAAAUAAAAAAAAUUAAAAAUUGUCCAGUAGCACCUUAGAUACCAACUAAGUUUGUUCUGGGUAUAAGCUUUUGUGUGCAUGCUGGGUAUAAGGUUUCGUGUGGUAUCUGAAGAAGUGUGCAUGCACACAAAAGCUUAUACCCAGAAUAAACUUAGUUGAUCUCUAAGGUGCUACUGGACAAUUUUUUAAUUUACCUGAAUUCAGUGGGAUUUGCUUCUAGUUAGGACUGCAGCCCUCAUGCAAAUAUAGUCUAGCUCAGAGGUGCCAGCUUAUGCCAAAGAUGGAGGAACCUUGAUGUUACACGUGUGUGAUGUCACGCGUGUGUGGAACGCACACAUGCAAUGUCACGUACGUGACGUCAUGUGGUUGGGAGGAGGAGAGCAUGGAGCUGGGCACAGCCUGGCCUCAACGGCUGACAGCUCCUCUCUCAAGCUUGGCCUCUGUGAUGAAUGAUUCACUUUGAAAAGUGUAGUCAAAAUGGGAAGGUUUAGAAACUCACGCAAGACCAAUUUCCAUAAAAACAUACAAGAAACUUUAUUAGAACAAAACUCUGUAAAAAGGAAAAGCUUCAAAUGAUUACACAGAUUAAGACUGCUCAGAUGCUUAAAAAAUAACAAAACUAUCUUAUCCUAGCUAGCUAACUGAUACACUUACGCAAAAUACCGAACAGGCACUGACCGUCCAUGCUGAGAGCUCCUUAUGCUCGCCCCAACCCAAGUUUUAAGGGAACUCUAUGGACGUUCACCCCUUUUGCCCAACAAUAUUGGCACCUGCUCCCAUUACAUGUCUUUGAUUACCGUUCGACACUGUCCUUGAGGCCUUAAUGAGAGGCUCAGUAUUCCAGGAAUUCUAACAAAGUCCCACACAACCUGCAAGCUAAUCUUAAAGGGACUAUAUCACCACAGCCUCCUCUGCUCCCUCAACAUUGGCCCCUGGAGCCAGUGCCCCUGAUCUAGCUAAUAAAAGACAACAAACAACACUUCAGAAAAAAGGAAAAGCCACAAGGCACCUACUGGAUUUGUAUCUAUUUACAUAUUGCAAUAUAGGAUGCGGGUGGCACUGUGGGUUAAACCACAGAGCCUAGGAUUUGCCAAUCAGAAGGUUGGAGGUUCGAAUCCCUGCGACAGGGUGAGCUCCCGUUUCUCGGUCCCAGCUCCUGCCCACCUAGCAGUUCGAAAGCACGUCAAAGUGCAAGUAGAUAAAUAGGUACUGCUCCGGCAGGAAGGUAAACGGCGUUUCCGUGCGCUGCUCUGGUUCGCCAGAAGCGGCUUAGUCCUGCUGGCCACAUGACCCGGAAGCUGUACACCGGCUCCCUCGGCCAAUAAAGCGAGAUGAGCGCCGCAACCCCAGAGUUGGCCACGACUCGACCUAAUGGUCAGGGGUCCCUUUACCUUUACCUUUUACAUAUUGUAAUGUAUGCACUUUCACUUAAGCAGCUGGCAUGUGGCCCAUUUAAGAGGAACAGCUAUGACCCAGGAGGCCAGUUCCUGGAGAGCUGACUCAGAGGUGUGGCCUCGCUGAAGGAAUUAGUUACUACUCUGUGCAAAUUUGAUUUACCAUUAACUGAGAUUGUAGAGAGUUCAUAUACAAUGUGUGCAUGUUAAAAAAAAGAAAAACUUUUGUUGCAGAGAAAUCAUGGAUAGUGAGAAUUUAUGCCAAGAUGGGGGCUGACCAUCAAGGUCCCUCCUGCUCUCUCUUCUUACGAUUCUUAUCUUUAAGGCAGAUUUGGACCAGAGAGCCCUUUAAAUAGAGGACUGUCCUCUGACAACACUUUAAAUAGAGGACUGCUAUCUCUAACAGGGAUGCGGGUGGUGCUGUGGGUUAAACCACAGAGCCUAGGACUUGCCGAUCAGAAGGUCGGCGGUUCAAAUCCCCACGACGGGGUGAGCUCCCGUUGCUCGGUCCCUGCUCCUGCCAACCUAGCAGUUCGAUAGCACGUCAAAGUGCAAGUAGAUAAAUAGGUACUGCUCCGGCAGGAAGGUAAACGGCAUUUCCAUGCGCUGCUCUGGUUUGCCAGAAGCGGCUUAGUCCUGCUGGCCACAUGACCCGGAAGCCGUACGCCAGCUCCCUCGGCCAAUAAAGCAAGAUGAGCGCCGCAACCCCAGAGUCAGCCACAACUGGACCUAAUGGUCAAGGGUCCCUUUACCUUUACCGUUUUAUCUCUAACACAGGGGUCAGCAAACUUUUUCAGCAGGGGGCUGGUCAACUGUCCCUCAGAUCUUGUGGGGGGCCAGACUAUAUUUUGAAAAAAAAAUAAUGAACGAAUUCCUGUGUCCCACAAAUUACCCAGAGAUGCAUUUCAAAUAAAAGCACACAUUCUACUCAUGUAAAAACACCAGGCAGGCCCCACAAAUAACCCAGAGAUGCAUUUUAAAUAAAAGGACACAUUCUACUCAUGUAAAAACACACUGAUACCCGGACCGUCCGCGGGCCGGAUUUAGAAGGUGAUUGGGCGGGAUCUGGCCCCCGGGCCUUAGUUUGCCUACCCAUGCUCUAACAUAAGACACAGAGCUGUUCUGAGCUCUGGAAGAUGAGGGCAUGUUGAUCUUCUCACAAAAUCGUGACAUGUGAAAUUGACAGUUCAGAAGUGAAUACACACACACACACACACACAGUCUUGCAGGCUAAAUCCACCUCAACAUUCAAAGGCUAGAUUUAUAACAUAGAAAGGGUUUGGUAAAACCCUCUAGUUUCAUACUCCAGGACACAUUUCUCUAACUGACAUGAGGCAGCCAUAAAUAUUCAGACACAAAGGUAGGCAGCUUUCCCUUUUCAUGCUCAUGUCAGCUGAACUGCAGGUAUAAAAACAAGGCUGUUUUGCAAGAAUCCCAGGUAACAAAGGUUGAAGGGCUUAAAUUUGGUACAAAGAAUUAAUUUAAUAGAAACCUGUACAAUGCAAAGUUGUAUUUCAGGGCCUGUAGUGUUUCAUUAGAAAUAAAUAUGCAGAUACCCUCUGUACCUUCUCUGGAAUGGUAGCUAUAUUUGUUUAUUUUGCUGCAGCAGACACAUAAUGGUUUAGCAGCACCUUGAAGACUCUCUCAUUUUGUUAUGGUAUAAGCUUUUUUUUGUAGACUCAAAAGAAUGCAUUUGUGGCACAAGACCCUUUGUCAAUUUCAUCUGUAUCACCUGUAGCACAUGCAUUCUGGAAGGUUCCAAUGACACUGAGGGAUACAGGUCAAAGGGAACUGGAUGGGAUAGAAAAACUGAAGACUAUAGCCCAGGUGGCACAACUUGGCAACUAAUUAUAUGUGAGGAACAAAUGAGGUAAAAUAAUAAUAGAUCAAGCCAUGGCUGUGUGGUUGAUUUAACCAGGUGAAUGGUGAACUUUAUUGGAUGUAUGGAGAGUGAACAAGGAGAAGAAGUCUUGGUAGAAAAGAUGAACAGUUUGGUCUUGGACAUAUUGAGAUGUCCAUGAAACACUCAAGUGACUAUUUCAGGCAGACUGGAAGGGGAAAUGCUCCAAGUACAGCUGGGACUCACCAGCAUACAUACAGGGGUGUUGAAAGCUGUUCUAAUUUCAUGAAACCCAAGGAGAGAGGGGGAGAAGCACACAGCCCAUAAUACCAAGUGAUCCCAACAGAGACAAGAGAGCUUUCCCCCAAUAGAAAAGUUGAAUAAACAGUCAGACAGGUAGGAGGAAAAGGAGUUAAGAAUGAAGUCUUGAAAAAUUAAGGCACAGAGGCAAGCAGGAGAGUUUGGUCAACUGAGUCUGGGUAACUGGGCAAUUGCCUGCUUUGCAUGGGGUCAUUCUCCCCCUGAAGGAGCAUAUUUGUAGUCUGGACAUGCUCCCAGGUCUGUCACUGGAGGCCCAGGAGACCUCAGUGUCUAGGGGUGCCUUUUACCUGCUUUGGUUGGCAAGACAGCUAUGGGCAUUUCUGAACUGCGGUAGCCUAACAAUUGUCAUCCAUGUACUGGCAACCUCCAGACUGGAUUACUGCAAUGUUCUGUAUGUGGGGCUGUCUUUGAGCUGAUCUGGAAGCUGCAAAAAUGCUGCAGCUUGAUUGCUCACUGCUCACUUAGGCCACUGCUGAUGGAACUGCACUGGCUGCCAAUUAGCGGCUGGGUUCUGUUCAAGGUGCUGGUACUGGAGUAUAAAACCCAAUCAGCUUGGUACCAGGAUGCAUAAAAUAUAGUCUAGCCCUAUGCAUACCCAGCUGAUCACUGCGUUCUGCAGGAAAGGGCAUCUUGCAGAUACAGUGGUACCUCAGGUUACAGACGCUUCAGGUUACAGACUCCACUAACCCAGAAAUAUUACCUCGGGUUAAGAACUUUGCUUCAGGAUGAGAACAGAAGUCGUGCGGCGGUGGUGCAGCAGCAGCAGCGGGAGGCCCCAUUAGCUAAAGUGGUGCUUCAGGUUAAGAACAGUUUCAGGUUAAGAAUGGACCUCCAGAACAAAUUAAGUUCUUAACCCGAGGUACCACUGUACUAUCAUAAAAGGUCUGUUUCACAUAAUGUCCGGAUCAGGCCUCCCUCCAAUUGCACAUCAGACUGGUGCCUCUUCUAUUGCCUUUCAGCACCUGCUAAAAAUGUUAGAUGUUGUUGUUGUUGUUGUUGUUGUUGUUGCAUUUAUAUACCACCCUAUAACCGGAGGUCUCAGGGCGGUUCACAGAAAAGAUCAACAUAAAAACCACAAUAUAUAUAAUCAAAAUAAAAACAACAACCAAGCCUUCUAAAGUCUUUAUCCCAACUGGUAUCUGUCCUGGAUCUGUGUUGAUUUUAAGUAUGUGUUGUUUAAAUGAAUUUUACAUGUAUAAUUGGUUUUUUUAAUUGGUUCUGUAUGCAGUUGUUUUGAUAUAUGGAACUGUUUCAUAGGUGGCUUCUUGUACUACCAGUCAUAAGGAGAAGCUGUUUGUUUCUUAGGCAUUUGUGCUUACAUUGAAUACUUAGUGCAGUCAGAUGCCACACCUUCCGAAAUUAAAAAUAAAACCCUAUGUUGCCUCAUGUGAUUCCAAAAUGACAGUUUUUCAUAUUUGUUGUUGUUAUUUGUUUCUGAUUGUUUUUACUGUGUGAUUUGAUAGGUGGCAUGUAUAUAGGGUUGCAUCCUAUGAACUCAUAAUCAGACUGGUGUAAGUUCACUGAUUUUGCUAGAUCUACUCUGUGUAUGACAUGGUAGGAUUACAACCCUUAGUGUGUAGGAUUCUACCAUUCUUUUCAAAGGACAGAAUCUAUCUGUCCCUAAUCGGAGUCAAGCAUACAUUCUACUUUGUCAGUUUGCUCUGAAGGUAUCUGAUGCUUCUAAUGGAGCUUCCAUCAUUUAAUUUUCAUCUGAUUAUUUUCAUCUAAGAGUUUACAUGGAUUAAGGACAUUCUUCUAUAGUUAGAUAACAAAUCUUGUAGCUAUACAUACAGAAUAAAUGCUGUUAUACUUUUGCUAUAGUAUACUUUUGCUUCAGAAACAAAGUAAUGUCAUGAUUGCAGGAAGUCACAAUUACGCAUAUGCUACUAUUGCUUGUGCUGUUUUCAGCUGCGAUUCAGAAGUCAAAUGAUUCUUGCAUUAGUCUUCAGUUUCAUCCCCUCAAUAGUGCUUCAUCAUCACAAGCAUUAGAACUGGCUUAUCCCAAUUUUGCUAGAGAGCUUAAGAUGUUUGGCCUAUUUAUCUCUGAAGUACUAUUCCUUCCACUUCAAUGUUUUCUAAUGAUGUCGGAGAGUCAAAUAGGAGUACAAUAUUCCGCUGGGUGGGACAUAAUUAGCUGAGAAGCUGUGUCUUGCCAAAUGCAAGGUGGUUCUUUGGUUUGGAAUUCAGAAGUAAUAUAAAACACAAGUGAGUGAGAAGAAGAUUUUAUUCCUAAACAGCAAGGAAUAUAUACAUACGGGACAUGCGCUUCUAUCUGCCACUUGGAAGCCCUCAAAGAAGUGAAGAAGUGACUCCCCCAGGUAGCUUUAGAUUGCACGGCCCUGGUAUGUAUAUGUUGUUUGCUGUUUAGGAAUAAAAUCUUCUCACUCACUUGUGUUUUACAAUGGUAGUUCGAGUUACCAACGCCUCAGGUUACAAACGCUUCAGGUUACAAACUCCGCUAACCUGGAAGAGUUACCUCGAGUUGAGAACUUUGCCCCAGGAUGAGAAUGGAAAUCGUGUGCCGGUGGCGCAGAGGCAGCAAGAGGCCCCAUUAGUGAAAGCACGCCUCUAGUUAAGAACAGUUCCAGGUUAAAAACGUAUCUCCAGAACGAAUUAAGUUCCUAACUAGAGAUACCACUGUAUAUUGCUUCUGAAUUCCAAACAAAAGAACCACCUUGCAUUUGGCAAGACAAGCUGCUCGCAUCUUUUGUGGUGGGAUGUGGGAAGGACAGGAUAUAAUAAACAGGAUUUACCAUCAAACACAUUUUGAUGUUUGUCCAAUGCUACGAAUAAGUUAAGGUCACAGCCCAUGUAAGUGGUAAAAUCUUGAGCUUCUAAAUUGUAAUCUGCAAAGUCUGCAAGACAUCCUGCUAAAAUGAAAUAUGCUGGUACAAAUUCAUACAUUCGGAGCUGUUUAAAUUAUAAAUUAUUCUCAUGACAAAGGAGCCCCUUGGAAAGUUUACUGUUACUAAAGUACUGUAGAACUCUUAUGUUUACAUGCAGUUAUAUAAAUGAUAAAAAAACUAUAACUAAACAUUAAAAAAGGAUAGUAUACAAUUCUAUUAAUACGUAUCCUGCAGCUAAGUGGCCAUGAUGGUACCUAUUAACUGAAUUUGUUGAUGUCAUCCUUGAAUCCAUUAUGCUGCUAGCUAUUUGUGGCUUAUGAUAAGGAAGUAGAUGUUUUCAGUAGAAGAACCGCUAAGAGACAAGCAUUAAUAUAUAGAUCACUUGUGGUGAGUGAUUCCGCUGAGAAUAAAGUGCCUGAGUCUUUCUUUUUGGUUUGGUGCUUCUUUUAAACAGAAACAUCAGAAAAAUGCUUGUUCUACAAAUCACAAUGUACAAGUACCUGAGAUCUGGGAUUGUAUCUUGAAGUAGCUAUGAAGAUUUACUUAUCUAAGGUCAGAGUUUGAAAAGAAUUUCAAGUACCAACCAUAGCACAUUUGCGCCAAAACAUUUUAGGUCCUUAAAGUUUGCAAUAACUUAGAAUGGGGAAGAUAGCUUGCUCAGCCAUAAAGGCCAUGCAUCAGAAAUGGCAAGAGACCUGGACUUAGGGCUGCCAUACGCCUGGAUUUUCCUGGACAUUACUGGGAAUUCAAAGGUGGAUUUGAUGCCUGGGGGGAAUUUUUGAAAUGUGGCGCUUUGUCCUGGAUCUUAGGCAAGUCAAUCGAAAAUUCGUGGGGGGUUUUUUUGGCAUUUUGGGGGGUUUCCUAAAAAAAAAAAGACUCAACAAUUUUGGGGCCUUCCUAUAAAAAGCUCAACAACUUCUGGGGUGUCCUGGUUUUAACUUUUUGAAAUAUGGCAACCCUGGCUGGACUAAACUGUGUAUCUUGGCUGCAUGUAAAUAUCCAAUGUUAGUCAUAUUCAGAGGAGAGCCACUGAAAUCAAAUGACUUAACUAUUGCUUUCACUGGAGCUACUCUGAGAAUGUCUUAGUUGGAUAUCAAUCCACAAUUUGAAUCCAUUUUGUGUAUUAGACAGGUUUCAUAUUAAUACUGAUAAACAUCUCACCAUAAUAUUCUUAUUCAGAAGUUACUGUCUUAGAAGUUGAAAAAAAAGUUAUUUAUCUAGUGACAUCAAAUCUGCAUCACCUUACAGCAUGCAUCACCCUGACAUGAGAGGCUUCAAAGCCAGCACAGAACACCCUGGAGCUGAUGGGAGCUGUGGUCUAAAACAGCUGGAAGGCACUAUUAUGGUGGAGGCCAGACAUAGUUCUAAAUGGAAAUUGAGAGCACUAUAUUUUAGAAGCACCCUCUUCCAUUUAAAACAUCAAAGUGCCCCAUAAUCUUGGCAAGGUCCUUGAGGGAGAUGAGUUGGAAGACAUGAUCCAAACUGUGAAACGUUUGUCAGUAUCUUAUAGUACCUGAAGCAGGAAUUCAGAGACAUUUGAUUUACAGUACUCCAGUGCAUGUUUAUGUAUCACACAAUUUGGUGGAAUCCCUGCAUUUGACUAACAAGGGCUAUUUAUGAUGAUGUCUUAUCAGAUUUUGUCCGAAUAUAGAACUCAUACUUUCACUAAAUUCACAAUACAUACUUUCACUAAAAUUCACAAUUGUUUUGACUGUGUGCUCAUGCUUGAACUGGGUAACUCACACACAUGGGCUGUGGGUGCCAGCCUAGCCAGUGCUCCAUUUCAUAUGCUGCUGUAAGAUCAACUGGUGUUCUUCCUCCACAGCUUCUCUGUAAGGUGGGAUGGGUGAUGGGAGAGCAAUAUGGCAACUGGGCUAUGGCAGCUGUGGUAUUACACACCCAGAUCCCUGGGCAGCUCCUUCACACUCAGGGCUGUGUUACCCAUAGGCGCUAGGGGUGCAUCAGGGGUGCCAGGCCAAGAGACUGGGGCCGACAUUUGGAGUCCAGGGAUUGGGAAGAGCCGAAAACUGCUGCCAAGCGGAGCAGAGUGCGUCAGAAUAUAAUAAUAAUAAUAAUAAUAAUAAUAAUAAUAAUAAUAAUAAUUUAUUAUUUAUACCCUGCCCAUCUGGCUGAGCCUCCCCAGCCACUCUGGGUGGCCCCCAAUCAAGUAUUAAAAACAGAACAGCAUUAAAUAUUAAAAAUUUCCCUGAACAGGGCUGCCUUCAGAUGUCUUUUAAAGAUAGGAUAGCUGCUUAUUUCCUUCACAUCUGAAGGGAGGGUGUUCCACAGGAUGGGUGCCGCUACUGAAAAGGCCCUCUGCCUGGUUCCCUGUAACCUCACUUCUCGCAAUGAGGGAACCGCCAGAAGGCCCUCGGAGCUGGACCUCAGCGUCCGGGCAGAACGAUGGGGGUGGAGACGCUCCUUCAGGUAUACUGGGCUGAGGCCAUUUAGGGCUUUAAAGGUCAGCACCAACACUUUGAAUUGUGCUUGGAAAUGUACUGAGAGCCAAUGCAGAUCUCUCAGGACCGGUGUUAUGUGGUCCCGGCGGCUGCAGCUCUUCUGUGGGCGAGUGAGGCAUUGAGGCAGCCAGCCGGCUCCACCCUCCUGCGUGCCUGGGAUUGGCGGGCCUUCGAGAGGCCCGCCCAGUGCACGCUGCUUACACAAGGCACCCGGCUGCGAUCAGUCGCUGCUGCCUUGGGCUCAACUGCUGUUGCACUGGGCUCUGCUUGCCGCCCCCCCAGGCGCCCGGCCCCGGCCUUGCUCUGCUGCUGCCGCCACCUCGGCCUCCUCUGUUGUUGUUGAGGCGGCCAGCCAGGCCAGCUCUGCUGUGCUCGCCUCGCCAGCCUGCCCUAAAAAAAGCUCUGGGCAACCUGGGGGGAGGGGCGCGCCAGGUGGAUCUUUGCACCCCGGCACCACAUAUGCUUAAGACAGCCCUGUUCACACUAACUGAAAUGCAGGCUCAGGCCAUUAUACUUGCAUAGCGAGGAGCAAAAAGAAAGCUUAUGCUGUUGGUCCUGCUCCAGCCGCAGUUUACCAAGUUAUAGCCCCAUACCUAUCCUGGAUACUGCCCAGAUACUAGCAUUUUUGAAACCAAAAGUUGGCUGUCCUUAACUUUUCACCCAAAAUAACUUCAGGGACGCUUGGCUGAGGAAUAUACUCUCCUAGUCUAUAUUUUGGUAUAGCAGCCCAUGCUCCAAUCUGGUUCUGAAGGGUUAAAACAAAGAAAAUAAUAACACCCACAACCCCAAAUAUAGUGUACACCAAACUUUACUGUUGUGAACUCACUCAAGAAAUCCUUGGGACCUGUAGUUUUGUGAGAUCCUCAAGUUCAAACAAAUACAAUUCCCAGACUAGUUUGGCUGUGAAAACCAGACUUUCGUUUUUGUGUGCAGACACACAUUUUUAACUUAACACACUUCUAUGAUGUUAGUGAUCGCUGCCAAAGCUUUCAUAAUCACUAUGACAGGAUGAAGCACAGAACAGAGGCCAUUUAAUAACUCCGCUUCAUUAUUUAAAAUUCAGCUUGGAUUAUUUUCACGGAAAGUUUGUCCUAGACCUGCCUAGUGCACACCUGUGUGGUGGAGAAGUCUGCGCCCUUCACUACCAGCACUUGGCAUAUAGCAUGCAAGUGGUGAUCCACACUCUGGAUUUCUGUGGGAUGAACUUCAUCACCAUGACCAAUGUUAAGUCAACACCAUCAAGGUUUCCUGAAUACACAUAGCACAGCACUUGCAUUGGCCAUGUGUUGGCCUGAUCCGAAGCUGUGUGCUUGGGUUUUUGAAAGCCAUGGUGAACUCAAGGUUGCACUCUGAUACAGCAGUCUUACCUGCAUCAUUAAGCACUGAUUGAUUCGCUUUGGGUUUGGUAACUUUACCUUUAUGGACAUGGCAAAAUGCACUGCCUUCACUACAGCAUGUGUAUUGAUUCUGUUGGGAGUGCCUGAACAUCAACAAAAGACCAGGACUUUGAAAUGUCAAGAAAUACUUAUGCCUUGCAUAUUUAUAGCAUGUCUAAUAAUAACCUUGAAGCAUUUCCACUGCAUGGACUUGCACAGUUUCUUCCACCCUCUUCCACCCCCACCCCACCCCCUACCCUGUUCUUCCAAAUGUUCUAUCCUUUACUGAGAAAUGUAUCCUAAUUUCAGGUAGUAGAGAAGCAGCCUUCACCUACGCCAUCAUUGCUGCUGGAGUAGCGCAUGCAAUCACUGCUGCCUGCACCCAGGGGAACCUGAGCGACUGCGGCUGCGACAAGGAAAAACAGGGACAAUACCACAAAGACGAAGGAUGGAAAUGGGGAGGCUGCUCUGCAGACAUCCGAUACGGAAUAGGAUUCGCCAAAGUGUUUGUGGACGCAAGGGAGAUUAAGCAGAAUGCAAGGACGCUCAUGAAUUUGCACAACAACGAGGCGGGGCGAAAGGUAGGCACCUUUGCUCACCUCUGAAUAGGGCCACCUCAGGUCUACAACAACAUUUACCAUAUGUGCAUAUGCUUUGAAGCCAAUGUCACUUGCUGAUCCACAAGGUAUGCAAACUUGCACUUCACAAGACCAGCAGCCAGUCAAAGGUUUACCGCAUCUCGAUGCUUUACAGUCAAAAAAGUAGGAAGAAAGAACAAAAUGGAGCAAACUGUGUUUUAGCAUUUAAAAGUUUCUAGAUUGCAUAUGGCCACCUCAUUAUUUAUUUGGGGGAUUUGGGGUAUACAAAGGUCCACCCUUGCUUUUUAUAGAAAGCAAGUAGAUAUACAAAUAAACAGAGGGAAAUGAUGAAUGCUGUAAUCUAGAUUGCCUGGCAACCCCCACCACGUGGCCGCUUCUUUGGCUAGCCUUUACAAUACAGGUGUGGUAAGAACUCAAUUCUUACUCUGCUUUGGUAACAUUUGAAUCUAGCAGAUCACAUAGAACCAAUUAAUUGCAUGCUUACUUCCUGUCCUAAUACUGCUUUCUUUCCUGGGGGUGAGUGAGAGGCAAAUCUGUUGCAGGAAACUUUGGUUUACCUUUUCUAGAAGGAGUGAGUCCCAUAUUUUUGCAAUAAUAACAUUUUUUUAUUAUUAUUUAUACCCCACCCAUCUGAUGGGGUUGCCCCAGCCACUCUGGGUGGCUUCCCACAUAUAUAUACACAUUAUAAAACAUUAAACAUUAAAAAACUUCUGUAUAAAAGACUACAUUCAGAUGUCUUCUAAAGGUUGUACUGUAUAAUUAUUUAUCUCCUUGGUUUGGGGGUUGCAUAACUCCAUACUUCCGACAUUUCUCUGAUGAAAUUAGGGAUGUCCUAAGGAAAACUGGGACACUCCAGGAUCAAAUCAGAAACCAGGAUGGCUUCUGUAAAUUCAGGACUGUCCCUGGAAUAUAUGGACACUUGGAGGAUCUGACAUGGUGCCAUUCAUAUGCUGUUGGACUAUGUCUAUCAUCUUCCAUGCUGGCUGGGACUGAUGGGAAUUGGAGUCCAACAACACCGGAGGACACCUAAUUAGUUAUCCCUUAAAAAAAACACACCACAGCCAGCAUAUGUUGCCUGAGCUAUAUUACAGCUGACAAGGAGUUGGAUUUGCUGUUUACAAAAUGUUUGAUUUCAGAAAACAAUUUUACUAAUGAUGGAUAUUGCUGCUUAACCAAUUCUGUACAUAAUAGCUCUGAUAAAUUUCAGAGAGCUAAAAUACUAUUCAGGAAAGCCUUACCCUCAUUUGACUCUUUUGUCACUGACAGUAUUUACUUUGUGCUUUUUUUCUGGCCUCAUCUGGAAGGGAUUCAAAACUGAAUGGAUGAGGCUGCAGUGCAAAUAGCUUUCAAUCACUAAUGCUGCUAAGGUGUUAAAAUAAAGGGUUGGGACCCUCAGUUUGCAAUUCUGCAGCUGCGUAGUUCAGCUACUCCUGAGUAGGCAUGUAUAGGAUUCAACUCCCAACAGCAAAAUGUGGAACGGAAGCACAUGGGAAAUCUCAUGAAUCAAGCAGUGCUAAGAUGUUUGUUUUAUCAAUUGCUGCUGUUGUAAAUGGUCACUGUGUUUAUUUUGCACACAUUUCAGUUUUAAUGUAUUUGCUACAGGACUCCCCCCCCCCCAUUUCAAUUCCAUCUGACCUCACAUUUCUGUCUCUCUACACCCAUGUGUAUGUUAGAGAUGCUGUGAGUAGAGUGGUUAAUGUGCAUAACAACUGGUCAUUGUGCACAUACACCACAUCUCAUGGAUCACGUACACGUAACACACACAUUUCCUGUUCAAUAUAACUGCUUAGUCUACAAUAGGCCUUGAGUAAUGUGCAUAUGUCAACAGGUUUUUGUACAUUCUCCAGGCAAGAUCCAUCAUCAGCAACAGGCCUUAGGGAAUGUGCAUCUGUUGACUGCAUUUUACAGAUUCACUGGGAAACAUGCACAUUCUCAGGUUAGUAUCUGUACUUGCCCAGAAACCUCUUGUUUGUUUCUGUCUCUAGUUCAGAAGUGGGCAACCCAUUGCUCCCAGGGCAAAGUCCAAUCUUAUGUAAAUUGUGAUGUCCCUCUGGCAGGUCAGUUGAGUGGCAGGAAAAAGAGGAUGUGGCUGCAGCUUCCAUUCUUCCAGUCCCAUCUCACUCUUGCAGCACCCUGUGUUGGGUUUUUCUGCAGACUAUCACAGGGAUCCCACCAGUGGUACUUCCACCCAGCUGCAUGUUCAGCGGGUGGAACAGGGUCUGUGCUGGCAGAGCAACACUAGUGUCCCUUUGCCCACCUCCAUCCAAUCCACACACAGAGAUACACCCAGCACAAAGGGGGCUUGAAUUAUAGACUUAUUUUUGUGGCCCAAACACCUUGGUCUGACCUUUGUAUUCAGAGCUGAUAUCUCUGAAAGCUGGCUCCAAAGGCAAAAUAUGAAUGCAUUUUAAGCGUUUUCAUUUACCGUAUUUGUGGUUCUCCUGGCUUAAAGUAGUUUUAAUAACUGCUCCUGAACAUUGGAUCAGGAACCUGGCUUUGAACUCUUUGAAGUGUGAAGAUUCAUCAUAGUCUGCCUGUGUUGCUCGUUAAUCUGAAGGUUUGUUGCACCAAUUAAACUUAAUUAAAUCUAGCAAUUAAACCAUACUACUAUAUGGCACCUGGGUAAUUCCCCCUGCCACCCCAAUUGGCAAGAAAACAAUGCCUUAAAAAUAGCGUGCAGGUUUUCUUGUGUGGUUGGCACAAAUUACUUAAUAAAGUAAACACUGGGGAUGAAGGAGAUGUGCAUGGUAUUUCAAGCUUUGUACAUUAAUGAUUGUGUUCCACCUGGUUUCUGAAAUAUGGAAGCAAAAAGAUCACGGUACUCAGAAUGACUUUGAAUGUGAUGCUGCUGGCAGUGACAGAAAGUGUUUCCCCAAAUCUGUUUCAUCUGAACUAUCUUCUUCUUCUUUGGCGAUCACUCGUGGACAAGUAAGAUUGUCUUCCAUGAACACAGUUUUAACAGUGAGUCAGUAAGUGACUGUGGAGGCCAAUUCUAGAUCCAUACAUCCUUCUGAACUAUAGCUUUAGCAUCUUCCACACACUCUCACCCAAUGGCUGUCCCUGCAUGUAUGUCUCAGGGUAGGAUCAUGCAACAAUUAUAUUUUGGGUGACAGGACAAUGCAUUUCAAGGCACUUGAGUUCUUCAGUAUCCUACCUCCACAAAUGAUGUCAUAUUCAAAUCUGCAAAUGCAGCUAAAAUAUAGUUGCAAAUUGAAUUUAAAAGGCCUUAUAUAUGGCACAUACUUCAGUUUCUCUGUGAGAAUGUUGAUGUGCCUCCUUUGUGCUCUAGGUUUUAUUCUGCGAUUCAUGGAGUUUAACAUAUAUUUGCUGAAGAAUAUUUAUGUCGACAAGUAGAAUUUCAUUUCCCAGAAAUGAAUGACAAGGCUCCACAUGCACUCGACCUUGGUGCUACCCAGGGCGUUCAGAGUCAGAGAUAAAUGGAACAAGUGAUUCUUUAUAAACAUGUGUGUGCAAAGUAUCAUGGUGUGCUCUUCCCCUAAUCUUGCACACCAGAGUUGAUCAUAAAGACUGUACACAUCAUCCUCACUCACAGAUUCAGUGAACAUGUGACGAGGGAGCAGUUACUGUAUCAGCUGGCUGUGCUCCAUAUGCUUUUGUACCAGCUGAUCACAUGUCCCAGUGCACACAUUUGCUAAUAGGGUAAAAAAAAGUCACAUACACACAGCACAUAUAAGGGAACUUUUCUUUCUAUUGAUAAAUGUGCAGUCACUAGUGGACAUAGUUAACAAGUGCAUUGGCAAUGCACCAGUGAAGACAAUUUCACUUCCUGUCAUGCAUUUGCUAAUCUAUUGUGGUGGUGGCAAUGGAGUUGUGUAAACAGACCUAUUGUUGUUUCUGUUAGCUAGUGCAAGUUUUAGUGUAGCAUUGUGAAUCUACAGAUUAGCUGAUGGGACUAUUCAUAUAGAUUCCAAUUCCAUUUUGGAAAUGGGUCAUUUCAGAGAUCCUUCAAUGAACUAGCUCUUCAAACAAGAAAUGGGGGUGGGGGGAGCUUCAGCUCAGGGUGUCACAUUUGAAUAUGAUGUAUGGCCAACCCAUUCUCAUGGAAAAGUGUUCAAAUCACAGAAUCCAUUCCAAAGGCAUCCUGGAGAUGUAAAACAUCAUGGCAGAACUGGCUCUUAGGCACUCCAUAUGCACCCAACAAUCUGAUCAUGAAAGCUUUCAUUUUAUUGAGGGUAUUAUCUGAAGGGAUAGGGUGUGUGGUGACUUUGGCCACCUGCCAUUUCCCCAGAAGGCAAAGAAUCUGUUUUGAUGUGGAGAUAUUUUCCUGCAUGCCUUGGGUAGAACUGCUGAACUGUUUGGAGUUGUUGGCAAUCUAUUGGUGUUGUAGUCCAACACUGGACCGGAUGGUAUUACUGAAGGUCUACAGAGAAGUGGAGAAAUUGACAGAAGUGUUGAAUGAUGCUAUUUCAUGUGGUAUAAAUAUAUCCUCACCUAAUUUGAGCGUUUGCUGGGGGACACCUAAUACAUGGAGUUGACCUCAUACUUGCAAAUAUAAUAAAAGUACUCAGUAUAACCUUUAUUAUAACCCACCAAAAGACCAAUAUCCUAGAACAUCUACCAAAUUCUUGAUUAUUAGACAAAACAACCUUAUGUGGGCUGACAGGAUAAAGUCCACAGCAGAGGACUGGACUUGCACAGACUACAGCAGAUGGUGAGGUGGAUGCUUUUGUUUUUAUUAUUAUUUCCCCCUUUUCCUUUGCUGGUUCUGGAAAUGUAAGGAGCUUUGGAGUCAGUGGAACUCCAAGGCUGGAUCAGUAAAUGUGGGACUUUCUGGCUCCACACUGGGCAGACCUUCAUCCUUGGACCUUUCCAUCCAACUGUGGGCCUCCAUUUCUGGCCAUGGAAAUGGAGAUCUGCAGUAUCCAACAUUGUCCUAGCUGCCUUUCCCAAAAGCUUAGGAUUGCUCCCUUACAACAUAUUUGACUUAGGACACAUAUGGAAUUGUGUUCUACAUCAACACUGAUAUUUGGGAGUACUUCAUCAGAGUGACUCUAAUAUCAUAAGAUGCCUUUAAUGCACUUUUAAUAUAAUUUCAUAGAUGCUGAGGAAUGAUUAGCACACUUUAGCACAAAGCCUCCUUGGAAUGUAAUGGGAAGCUAGGAUUUACAUUAAAGAGAAAGUAGCUAGUUAAUUGAGUGAGGGCAGGUAGAGCAUGUGAACACAAAGCUCAUCAUUACCAUAACACCAAAACGUUAUUAUAAGCAAACUCCAAGAUAGCAGAAUGAGCGUGGACUAUAUCCAGCAGCCAUACUUGGAGCAGACAAACUGAAAUCAAUAGACUUAAGUCAUGUAUGUCUGUUGAUUUUGGUGGAUCUUCUCUGAGAAAAUUGGAUAUCACCUCAUGAUUCUCUGCUGCUCUUUCCUACGCGUUGUAUUUUAAAAAAUGCAAUCAUGUUUUUAAUUAGUUGCCAUUUUUCUGAUUUUUAAAAAAUCUCUUUUAUAAUUUUAUAUAGUUUUAUUAUUUAUUUUUUUUUGCUGAUGUUGUAACAUGAAUUCAUUAUUUUCUGUAUUUUUUUUAAAAAAUUGUCAGCCUCCUUGGGUUGGGGCUUUUUGUGGGAACAUUUAAAUGGCAGUGGAGUAGAAUGAUGGGUGAUGAAGAGGUUCUCUGCCACAAGGUGCUUGUUUGAAAGUCAUGCUGUGGUUGAGAAAUGUUCAUGCAUUAGCUUUAACAAAUUCAACUUCCUUUUUACCGAGGCCAUGUGAGUGUAGCGGGGAAAGCCUGUCAUUUAUUAGAGAAAAACAGAAAUGCAUUUUCAGACAGUGUUACUGUAGAAUAAGAUAGGGCGUAAGAAAGAGCCAAUACCUUUCAAGGAACAACAUUUUGGUUCUGAGCGGAAAGCAAAUUAUUGAAUUGUGCUCCCGCUCUCUCUUUCGUGACAUUGAAAUUCACUGAAUGGCAUUUUGCAUCAGCAUUACAUCAUAUUAAAUAUAACACCGUGUUAUGAGUCAUUGUUAUAAAUCAUGACACAGGCUGCAUUAGAAGGCUCCUGCAACCAAGGGCAUAUCAAGGUGGCUUUUUAUUUGAUGUGUCUCUUCAGCAGAGGGACAUAGGUGUGCUGACUUAGUAAUCCUAUCAUGUCCUGCACAGGGAGCACUUUGCUUUUUCUUCAGCACUCGAGUAGAAAUCUGUGGUAUAAGAGAGUUCGGAGCAAAUACAACAAAGAAUGAAGUCUUACAUAGCUGAUCAAGAUGAGAUCAUAAGUUACAAAAUGAGCACGCCGAAAUAGGAACUGAUUUGAAAGGAGAUGAAAAAGGCAAGGUCAAUGGAAGAAUCUUGAUUUCUAAACAGUUGUGUGAGAGUGGCUGAACAUGGAAGCAGCCUCAUACUGUAUUAGACCAUUGAUCCACAAAGCUCCUUGUUACCUGCUCAACUGACAGAGAUGCUCACCAGGGUUUCAAAUAGAGGUCUUUUCCAGCCUAGAGAUGCCAUAAAUUGAACCUAGGACCUUUUGCAUGCAAGGCAUGAACCCUGCCACUGGGCUACAGGCCUUCCUCUAUUCUCUUUGGAUAUUUUUGCUCGUGAAAAUUUGAAUUUUGGUAUAUCACUCCCAGACUCCUCCUCCUCCUCCUCUCCCAUUUCUUUUUCCAAUUUAUAUUCCAUCCUUCUUUUCACUAGGUCCAUGCUAAAUAAUAUCUGCCCAUUGCCUCCACCCUUGAAUUAGAACUUGAACAUGUUUUGUCGUGGAAUUAUAGAAGGGGCCAUGAGGGUCAUCUAGUCCAACCCCCUGCAAUGCAGGAAUCUUUUGCCCAACGUGGGGCUGAAGCCCAUGACCCUGAGAUUAAGAGUCUCAUGCUCCACUGACCGAGUCAUGUUACAUUUCUCUGCUCUAUAAACCUGUGGGUCUAGAUGAGGACUCCUGUGCAAUUUAGCUUCAGAAGUCUUAGUAGUAGUAGUAGUAGUAGCAGCAGCAGCAGCAGCAGCAGUAGUAGUAGCAGCAGAACAAAUCAAGAUAAAAAGGAAAAGGUAAACCUCAUGCUUUUUUUCUGGUGGUACUCAAGGGUAUGUAAGUACUGGCAACCUUUUUUAAAAAAAAUAUUUUUAUUGGUUUUUGACAUCCAAAUUGAUAAAACAUAAAACAAUUUAUCACAAAUACAUUCUUAUUGGACUUCCAUCAGCACCUCUGACAAUCCUCCGUCUUAAUCACUUCUUACGCAUUUCCUAACUUAAUAUUGCCUUUAUAUUCUUAACAUAUCACGUCUCCUUCUCCAUUUUUGCAAUAUUUCUAAUAUUAUUCCUCACAGAACUUCUUGCAAACCUACAAAUGUCAUCUGGUCGUCACAAAUACUUUUCAAAUAAUCCGUAAAUUUACUCCAGUCUACUGGCAAGCUUUUUUCUAGAAGAAAAGCACAGGUUAAAAGUGUGGCACUUACUGUAACAACUUCAUGGUGAGUACCAGCACCGUUUUUAUAGGAAAAAAGCACUGGGUAAACCUAAAGUUCAAAUAAAUGGACUGACUUUCAAAGAAUUUCAAAAUGACUCUACAGGUAGAGCAAUGGCUGCUCCUGCAUUUUCAAGUUCCACUCCUAGAACUCAAAAUACCUGUACUGGUUUUGCAAGUGGAUGUAAUGCACCUAUUAUUUUGUCCUUCUAGGAAUACUGGUCAUUCUUUAUUUGCUAGUCAUUGCAAGUUACCUCCAUCAACACUGGUAUUUUUGUCCUCCAUCUUUCCUCAUUAGAAUUGUGCUUCUAAUUUCCGUGGCAAACUGCUAGGGUGUUUGUGUAUACCGUUUUAACAAUGGGGAAAGUGAACGAGAGACAGCGUUUAGUCUCUUUGCUGAUGUGUUGUGUAUUUGUGGAAAUGGCACCUCAAGGAGAAAGAUUUUUCUUCUUCUACAUGUGCCAUUCUUAGUUUGGCCUUGAAGUCAAGAAGCUUCGUAUAGAAAAAAAAUCUGAUGUACAACCACGGUAACCAAAAAUAUGUGCUAUAGCACUCAGCUAUCUCAAGUCAUGCCAGCAGAAAAAGAAAAAGAAAAAAAGAAGGAGCUUUCAAUGCCCUCACGUGUCUGGAACUUUUGAAAAUUACCAUAGACUCCAGGAAGUCUAGAAGAACAUCCUACUGUUGAAUAAUUAAAAACUGACUGAGGCUGCUCUGAUACCUCUGGAAUCAAGUGAUAUUAUGGUAUCAGCAGCAAAGCCACCUAGGCCUUGAAGCUCAGGUGUUAAUCUUGCCAUUUAAAAUUGUUUUCCUCCCCUUCACUUUGCUGUUGUUUGAUUAGCAUUGCUGAUCUUUGCUUUCAAACCUUUUGAGUUUUAUGGCUACAUUCCAAAGGAGCUGUAGGCAUGUGUAUGUUGGAGAACUGCUUGCACAGCCAGAGGUUUAUUUGAAGUCUCCCAUCUAGCCACUUACAUUGCUGAGGAGAAAAACCAAAUGUCAAAGAAGCUGCUGGCUAUGUUAUCCCCUAGACAUAUAGAUCCACGACCUUUGUCUUUUUAAGGACUCUCCAUAAAAAAUGGAAUUAGGAUGCUAUUUCAAUUUUUCAGUUGCAGAUGGAAUUUUCUCAGAAGAAUCACAGCAAUUAAAGUCUCCUCAACAUUUAAGUCUUAAAACAUAUACUUUCCCCCCAAUUAUAUUUAUUCAGAAGUUAGUCCCAUUGAUUUCUUAGAGGUUCAUUUCCAAGGAAGCAGCUCAUGAUUCAUCCUUGGGAAGACAUCCAUAUAAUGGUGUGUUUGUCCACCAUAAAAUAUAUCCAAUGAAAAGGAUCUACAACUUCUUCAGUAAUUUAUUUUCAUAGGCUUUCUAUUCUGAUUGGUCAGAAAAUUGCUCUUGAUAAGCCUAUUGGCUUUUACUUUAGCCUUGGUGGGUAUGUAAUAGCAGACAACUCUUCACCUUUUUCUAGGAGUUGUUUACAUAGCUGAAAACUAUUAGCAAUAUGUAAUGAUUCAUCUAUGAUAUAUGUAUAUUGGUGUCGGUGAAAGAAGAUGACUUAAAUACAAACUACCAAAGCAGUAGCUUUUAACUACAGAAAGCAGCUUAAAGAUAAAUCAAGCUUAAGUAACAAACAGUAGCAAUACUAUAUUAAGAACUUGAAAGCUGAUUUCGGAAAAUGAAGGAACAAAUCUAUUCCUAUUAAAAGUUAAAUGCUAAACUUCAAUUUCUAAUUUAUGCUGUAUCCAUAAAUGUAAUGGGUUGGAUCCAGACUUGCUCCUUCAAUUAACAGAGGAAACUGGGAACCAGCAGAGGUUCCUCACAGAAAGGGAGUGGUUUUGAUAGUUCCCGCUCCAGCCCACAGCAUCACUUUCCAUGUUGUCCUAGACUUUAAGAACCCUCAACUCUUGAGAAGCUUUGCAGGAUACACAGGGGGCUGUAGGGGGUGGAGGAAGUGUAAGCAGAACAGUACUGAGUGCAUUUCUUGAUUCAAACCUACUAAAGACAUACAUCUUUGCCCUGGUCGUUGACACCUGAUAUUGACAUCUAUCUAUAUCCCUCAAUAUUAUUCUGAUUGUAAAUGGUUUCAACUGAUUUCAAUCUUGCAUGUUUAUAUUGUUGUAACCUGCACUGGGACCUUAUGGUGAAGGGUAGGUAAGAAAUUCAGUUAACAACAAAUACAAACAACACAUUAAAAUAUCCCUUUACUUGUUUUCUCUUGUCAAAUGACACAGGCAAAUAGCAAAGGGAACCCCCCCCCGUAGGCUUCUUAUAACAAAUUAUUGCAAAUUCCCAAUGCCCCUGACCGUAGUCAUGGGCAAUGGGAACUUUUAGAAAGCAUCUGAAAGCAGCACUGUUCAGGGAAGUUUUUAAUGUCUAACAUUUUAUUAUUAUUUUGCUGGAAGCCACCCAGAGUGGCUGGGCAAACCCAACCAGAUGGGUGGGCUAUAAACAAUAAAAUUAUUAUUAUUAAUAGGAGUACAACUAAUUCUCUGUGAAUUGGUUUUAAUGGCUUUAUUAUGUAUUAUGUUUUGUUGGAUUUUAUUUUCCAUGUGAUGGUUGUGGUGAAAUACAGAAUAAAAACACCUUAAUCAAUCAAUCAAUCAAUCAAUCAAUCAAGUAGGAUGAAGUCCAGUUGAAAACCAUAGGCUAUUAGUCAUACCUAAAUUUAGGAGGACAGGGAUAAUUGUGUCAAAGGUGCCCUGAAAUCCUGGAUGGCCAGUUUCAACAAAAUAUUUGAUGGUUCUUUCCUCUUUGGGGAAAGUGGUAAUGUUAGCCAAGUGUGUCAUCAUCACCACUUUUUAGGGGAUUUUUUAUUAUGAUGUGUAGCUUUGCCCUUUCAGCUUCAAACACCCCUAAAUUGCACAGAGAAGGCAAAAUAUGGCUGCAUGGCUUCCUCGCUGUUGAGCAGGCUGGGAUUUCUUCAUUAGUUAAGCCACAACGUGGUCAUCUGCACCACUCCCAUUUUGGCCGAAGUUGUUCUUACCUGUCAAAAAAACCUGAUGUUAACAGACAGGCCCUAAAGUAUGUGGAUUUGCUUUCAAUUGAGGGGUAUUUGCAUGUACAGUACAAUCGUGUCUUGCGUGCAAUUAAUUUGCCCCAUUUCAACCUUACGUGGUUGAAAGCUGGCUGGUUGAAAUCCCACAAAUCAAUUGCACGCAAAGUGGAGAUCUUGAAAGCUCCUAUGCUCUGAGUUUUCCCAGUGUCGAAAACACUUUUAAAGUCUCUGACUUGCUUACUGGGCUUGGGGAGGCUGUUGAGAAAUUUUGUGGAAGCUCAGAUGGCCCUGCGAGAUAUUGCGAGAGCCUCCCAAAAUUUAAAAGCUCUCUGGCUUGUUUGGAAGGUAAGGGGCAGUUCCAAGGGGGUGGUUUGGGUAUACACAUUUUUGCAAGUAUGCGCCACCCCCAGAAUGUAUUUUUCCUUAGUGGAAGUAUAGUACAGCAACAGAAGAAAAGAAAUCAAGGGUUUAAACUCUUGAUUGUAUGUUCUGCAUUGUGAUUAGAAAUAGUGUAGAAUUGCUAUGCAUUAAGUAUAGAAUACCAUAGUUCAAUUUUGACUACUUAUAGAUAAUACACAGUGCACACACCCAAAUUUUUGAUGCUGAGGGGGGGGGGGGAGAAGAGACAGAUGGAUAGAUUAACAAGUGCCAUCAAUUCAUCCCAGAGGCUUAGAGAAAAUGUGGGCAAGGUUAAAAAGACUGCUUAUAUCAGCAUUUAGAAUAGCCUAAACCUUUUGCUUUCAAACCACAGGUUUGCUGCUGGAGCUGCGUGUGUGUGUGUGUGUGUGUGUGUGUGUAAGCAAGCUUGCAAUUUGAAGACUGCACAUCUUGCUGUGUUUAUUAUUAUAUGCUGGUAUAAUUUGAACUAUUACCUGUGGCAAACUAGUCAAGCCUUUCAGGCUCUGCUGGGACCAGGAAGAUAGCAAUAAUAGGGUGCUGGGUUUGGAUUUGGGUCAAAAUGCAGCUUAACAUUCCUGUUCAGUCAUGAAGGUCACUUGGUAACCUUAAGCAAGUCAGUGUCUCUCAGACUAGCCUGUGUCAAAGGGUGGCAGGAAGGCACUUUGUUCACUGAAAGAUACAAUAGAAAAGCAUAACAAUAACGAGCCUUGAAGCAUUUUAAAGACCAACACAUUUAUUAUGGGCCAAGCGUUCGUGGACUCUGGAUGACAAACAUUUAUGCCAUAUUAAAUGUGUUGAGCCUUUAGGGUGCCACAAUACUCUGUUGCUUUUGCUGCAACAGACUAACCCAGCUAACCCAGUGGUGGUGAUGGUAACAAAAACAACAGAAAUAGUGUAAAUUGUAUUUCAGAAGUCUUUGAGUAUAUUUUGGCUAUUGCUAACUGGGAGUGGGACCUGCCUGGAAACCAGUAAUCUGUGUUAGUUCUUUAUUCUUGUCAUAUUGCCAAGACUUUGAAAAAAAGGACAGGAACCUGAGAGGAACUUGUGGAAUGUGACAAGAAUACUAAUAUGCCAAGGUUUGUUAAAGUUGUUAUAUUGUUUGUCAGACAAUAUUAACAAGGAAGUGGUUGGAGGGGUGUGUGGAAAGAGGAGAGGAAUGUUUUCACCAAAGACAUCAGGACUUCAAAACUGGAGGGGUAAAUGAAAAGGGGAACUAGUGCUAGACCAGGAAGCAUGUGUUUUUGAAACAAUUGCAGUGAGCUUUGAGGACACACAGAAGUUAGAUGUGAGCAGUUGCCAUCUACAAAGGAACUAACUACACUUGCCUGCUGGUAGAUCUCCAGGGUGCCAGGCAAUAAUCUCUCCCAUUCCUACUUACUUAGUUGAGCUCCUCUAACUGGAAAUCUCUAGAUGCGAAAUCUGCUUCUAACUCAUAACCUGUCCCUAAAAAAAGAUAGUCUGACUCGCACUUCGAUAUGAAUGAAAACUUGGGCAUGGCAACAUGUGCCCAGCCCCGCUUUUAGACGAGAAAGGUCUCAAAGCUGGUUCCAGCUGGCAUCAAGAUACAUCACAGAGAACAGCAAGCUCAACACAUGUCACAAGUCCUUUCAGCUGUUGAUCCAUUGCAGCAGCUUACUCAGCUCUUUCCAAUGGAGCUGUUUAUUCCCUCUGUGGUCACUGUCUGUUCAUGGGCUGAAUUGGAACUUGGGCACUGUAAAAGUGUAGACUGCUCUGAACAAAGCCACACGGCUAGCUAGAAUUCAAAACAGCAGCAUUUAAAUUUCAGGGUAAGCUAUACCACCUGAAACAGAGAGAUUUAAUUUUCAGAGGAUGUAACUAUGUUGGACUAUUGUAGUAAAAACAAAAGGGAGUCUUAUAGCACCUUGAAGACUUAUUAUGUAAGGCAUCAUGGAGUAGAUGCAUAAAGCGCUAUCCUCAGAUGGCAGGUUUAUUUAAGCACAAACACGUGAAAAGAAAAAAAUGUAGGCCAUGAAAUGCAAAAAGUACAGUCUGUGACAAUUGUAAAAUAGAUGUACAGGCAUACCUUGGGUUACAGAUGCUUCAGGUUGCACGUUUUUGGGUUACGGACGCGCUGAAACCCGGAAGUACUGGAAUGGGUUACUUCCAGGUUUCGAUGCUCGAGCAUGCUCAGAGGCACUAAAUCGCACUUUGCACAUGUGCAGAAGUGCCGAAUUGCAACCCACGCAUGCGCAGAUGCGGCGCUGUGGGUUGCAGACACUGUGGGGUGCGAACGUGCCUCUCGCACAGAUCACGUUCGCAACCCGAGCGUACACUGCAUGUCAGAUUGCUCCUGUCUCCCAUUUCUUUUUGCUGAGCUUUUGAAGCAUAUUGCAAUGCUUGACCGAGCCAGAAACCCAGCCAGAUGGGUGGGGUAUAAAUAAUAAAUUUAUUUAUUUAUUUAUUGUUAUUUAAAAGCUGCUUGAAGGUGUGAUGAGGCUCUUUGUUGUUUCUGUAGGCAUCCCUGUCCCUACAAGGGGUCUCUAGAUUAGGGCAACACAUUCUAAACAUUGGUCAAGACACCAGUUGGUAGACUUUGUAGCAUGACUACAUAAGGUGUAAAGCUCGAAAAAUAAGGGCAACAAAACUGUGUUUGCUGCAUUUUUAGAUUAAAUGGCUCCAUAAGCAUCAAUGUGUGUUUUAAGCCUGGCCUGGUUUUUACCAUUUGUUCUUCACUGUAAUUAUGAAGAUAAAGAACUUUUGAAAUUAGAGCUUAGUAUUGCAUAUUCAACCUAGCAGUUCGAAAGCACGCCAGUGCAAGUAGAUAAAUAGGUACCACUCCGGCGGGAAGGUAAAUGGUGUUUCCGUGCGCUGCUCUGGUUUGCCAGAAGCGUCUUAGUCAUGCUGGCCACAUGACCAGCUGUACGCCGGCUCCUUCGGCCAAUAAAGCGAGAUGAGCGCCGCAACCCCAGAGUCCGCCACGACUGGACCUAAUGAUCAGGGGUCCUUAUUGCUUAUUCUGAAACAGAUUUAAGCGCACCACCCUUCUUCUCCAUCCUCUCUUGUGGUUUUAAAUAUAACACCCUCUCCUCCUUUUACUCUAGAUCCUUGAAGAGAACAUGAAGUUGGAAUGCAAGUGCCACGGUGUGUCGGGAUCAUGUACUACUAAGACAUGCUGGACAACUCUUCCUAAAUUCAGGGAGCUGGGCUACAUCCUUAAGGACAAAUACAACGAAGCCGUUCAGGUUGAACCAGUGAGGGCAAGUCGUAAUAAACGCCCAACUUUUCUUAAGAUAAAGAAACCACUCUCCUACCGUAAACCCAUGGAUACAGAUUUAGUGUACAUAGAGAAAUCGCCCAACUACUGUGAAGAGGACCCUGUCACUGGAAGUGUGGGAACACAGGGCAGAAUGUGCAACAAAACAGCCCAGCAGACCAAUGGCUGUGACCUGAUGUGUUGCGGUCGAGGUUAUAAUACUCAUCAGUAUUCAAGAGUGUGGCAGUGCAACUGUAAAUUUCAUUGGUGCUGUUAUGUUAAAUGUAAUACGUGCAGUGAAAGAACAGAAGUGUACACCUGUAAAUGAAAGUGUGGCUUGGGAGGGGGAAACCUACAGCCUUGGAAUAAACACAUUUUUUUUUGCACAUAAGCUCAGUGCACCUACACACGACUGUAGCAAAGACCCACACUGUUUCCAAAAGGAAAACCAGCAAAUGGAUCCCAUCUUCCCCUCUUAAUAUAUCAGCGCUUAAGUGGAGACCCAUCAAAGACUUAGAGAAAUAGUCCAAAAACAACAUCAGACUUUUUAAAAAAGGAAACAGAAACAAACAAGUCACCUAAUCAAAAAAAAAUAAGUGGGGGGAAAUGCUCUCAGAUAUUCUGCGCCUUCAGAACAUAAUUUAUUGACUGCCUUAAGGGGGAAAGCCCAUGUCCAGACCAAGGCAAGGGGCUCUUUGGGACUGGAUGAGCGAGAGAUUGAAAGGCACCACGCAUAAAGAGAGGGCUGGGGGAACAAACAAUUCUUAAACAUGGUCUUUGCAGAGGAUGGGGUGACAAUGCGCCAGUGUGAAUUUCAACUUAAAGAGAGUGGAUUAAGCAGAUUUAGGGAUUUCUACACUUGUGAAAAGCUUCUGCUGGUCCUGUCUUUCCGUUUUUUUCAGACAAUGUGCUACUGCAAGUAGGAUUGUUGAUGUUUUCCAUAUAAACACUGGUUUAUCUGCCUUUUUGUCGUGCUGCAGAUAUUUUAGCACAGGGAUUUGGGACAUCUGGGCAUAAUAAUAAUAGCAAUAUUUAACAAUUUAUCCAGAUAAAGCUAAUAUUAAUUUAUUUAAUUAAAAAGAACUCUACCGACAUUUUUGAAAACCAUUCUGCAUUUAGAUAGCCUGCUUUUUUUGUGGAAUAAUUUUGUAGAUAUGGAAAGGAGGGGACACCCUUGAGCUGUAUAUAUUAUUGUUUACUCAGAUAUUUCUACUAGUUGGAAUUGCAGGAUGUUUUUUUCCUGCAAUAAUAGAUGUUAAGUACAAAAGCAGGCAUCUUUUAUAAUUUGUUUGGCUGUUUGCUGCUAGUUGUCUGGAAUCUCAAACUGAUAUUCAUCUUCACCUAGAUACCAGUGCAUAACCUGUCCAGUUUUUUAUUUUAUUUUAAGGAGCAUUACAUAAAUCCAGUUGGAAAUAAUGCAUCACACAUAAAUGCAAAACUCCAGACAAGUUUCCAUCUUUGGAAAAUGAACCAUAGGAUAAAAGAGUAUAUUUUGUAAGAGACUAUUUUUAUAUGAAUAUUUUAUUUAUACUAUGUCUGCUUGUAUAAUUCUAUAACCUGUACUUUUUCUCAAAACAGGCACACAAUUUGUAAUUGUUAGGCUAUUUAACAGAUAAAGGCUGAUUACUUUGUUGACCUGAAAGUAGCAAGCUGGAUGCAUUCAGUUGUUACUGGUGGAUGUACAAAAUACAGAAUGAAUUUUCUCUCCGGAUGUAUGUACAACGUGGCUCUUUUCCUGCAGUUCAAUUUGCAGAAUAUGCAGAACAAGAACAGGGUAUGUAGCAUCAGUUUUGUCACAUGGUUUGAAUUCAUGGUUGGUAUUAACUGGAUGCUCCUUUAUCCCAUUCAGAAAAAAAUCUGAAUUAGCUUCCCAGAUGCAUCAGUCAUUAAACUGUGGCGUUAUGACUAGCAAAUGUGCUGUGUGUGCUGUCAGUUAAACCUCUAUAUUGUGCUACUGUCAAAUUUGAUUUUAUCAGUGCAAGACUGUAGACUAUGACUGUAAAAACUAGCAUGACACGCAUAGACUGAUUCUCAUAGAUAAGACACAAAGCUUACGGGUUUUGUCCAACUAGUUUUUGGCAUUUGCCCUACUCUUUCCCUCUCGGAAGGUUCUUAGUGAAAAAGAUCAAGUCACAUUUUAGACAAACUUUCAAUCACGCCCCCAUUGCUUUUUGUGUGUGUUCAGUUCCUGCACUGUGGCAUUUCCUUUUCUUAUCC